AUGAUGGAAAACAAAGAAAGCUUGGCAGAAAUCAUGCCAAACAUUGAAGAUAAACCUGGACGGCAAGUACUCCAUGCUGUGCCUAGCCAAACUCUUGCAAGUGACGAGAAGCUUAAACUUAAUUACCCUCUUAUUAACAUGAUCCAAAAACUGACUGCCAUGGUGAACAGUGACAAAUCUGACAAAUGUAUGGAAGGGAAAAAGCGUUCAUACCCUGCUGAUUCCACACAGUCGCCCGAAGUCUCGGGGGCCAGUUCUGUGCCACCCAGAGGAGGCGAUCCCGUACCCCAAAUUUCCAAGAAAAGUAAAGUAUCCCAAGACGGUUCCUCAAGUGACUUAAACGAAAUUUUACAAAGUAAUAGGAAAGUAAUAAAUUAUCAGUGUAACAUUUGUAAAUUCACAUCAUCCUCUUUUGAGGUGCUCAAAGUACAUGUACUAAGUCACGGACAGCAGAACGAAAUCAUUCUAAUGUGCUCUGACUGUCACCUGACUUUUAAAAGCCAUGAUGAGUUGGAGCAACAUAUUAAAACACAUUGCGAAGCCACAAGUGUGGCACCUCCACCGCUUAAAGACCACGCGGCAACGGAUAAGCAAACAUCUGCAUGUUCGAACAUACCUGAGCCCGGGCGGAAAAAAUGGUAUGCCUACGAAGAGUAUGGCCUAUAUCGGUGCUUGAUUUGUAGGUAUACCUGUGGUCAACAGAGGAUGUUGAAAACGCAUGCAUGGAAGCAUGCUGGGGAGGUGGACUGCUCUUAUCCUAUAUUUGAAGAGGAGAAUGAGUCUGCUAGUCUGCCAGAUUUCACUGUGGCACAUACCCCCCAGGAAAGUGAAUCUGUAUUAUCCCAAGAGGUGGAACAUGAAGGUACUGUUCAGAUGCUUGUCUGUGACUCCCUUCAGGUGCAGGAAUCUUUAUCGUUGGAAGGAGCCAUAAAAGAACACAAGGUUGUAAGCCAAGCUCCAGCUCCAGUGACUGAAGUAAUUGUGGUAGAAGAUACUUUAUUGGAAGCAGACCAAGAAAAUAUGAUUGCCAAUAGCCUGCUCUCCUCUGCACACCAAAUAAUUAAUUGUAGUCCAAACAAGAAAGGCCAUGUUAAUGUAAUUGUGGAGCGUUUGCCUGGUAGUGAAGAGACCACAUCACAAAAGACUUUCUUGAUGAAUUCCGAAGUUGUGGUGAAAAGAACGAAGAUACUCGAAGAAUCUCAGGUUGUGUCGGAUGCUCCUCCUGAUUUGUAUCACGCAGACAAGAAUGCUGUAGAAAAUGAAGAGAUUGUUAUAGGUUGGAGUAGCACAGUUAAAAACGGGGAAUUCCAGGACACAAAUGAAAAUUCUCCACCUGUACGUCGGAGGACAAACUCCGAAUGUUUAAGGCUGCAUUCACUGGCUGCUGAAGCCCUUGUGACCAUGCCAAUCAGAAUUAUCGAAUGUCCCAAAUCCAAUCUUCGACUUUUCAGUGAUCCCAGUUCCAUUGACCCUGACACCGGGCAGCAAGAAUGCAAUGCAAACCUCGUAACGUGCCCUAAAGUAGAUUCUUCUGACGUACCCAAAAAAUGUAAUGGCUUUUCCCCAAAUCUUAAACAAGAGGACGAUAAAGUAAAACAUGAACUGACAGAGGAGCCUAUAAAAACUGGUAUUAGCAUGUCAUUGCUAAAAGUGAUUGAAAAGUUAAAGGAACGGACAGAUCAGAAUGCUUCGGAUGAGGAUAUUUUGAAAGAGUUACAGGACAAUGCCCAAAGUGAGUCUACAAGUGAUGUUAGCACAGGCAAUAGCCUUGUGGAGUAUCUGCCUACUUCUGAGCGACCUUACCGAUGUCGUUUGUGCCAUUACACUAGUGACAAUAAAGGGUACAUAAAGCAGCACUUACGUGUCCACCGCCAGAGACAGCCCUAUCAGUGCCCAAUUUGUGAACACAUUGCUGAGAAUAGUGAUGAUUUGGAGAACCAUAUGAUCAACCAUUGCAAAACAAGGACUUAUGAAUGCAAACAUUGUGCAGAAUCCUUUUACUAUAAGGUAAGACAACUUAAAAAUAUAAAAAAAAACUUACUGUUUUUAUUCUUAAAUACUGCAACAUUUUCUUAGUUUACUGGUUUGCCAGUCAACAGCCCAAACUAAAGCUGUUGGUACAUUGAGUAAUUGUGUACUAUAAAAUGUACAUUUGCCCUUUUCUGUUUCUUGUCAUAGUUUCACUUGUCUCCUUCGCCCUCAGCGUGCUUCCCUCCACAUCUUCCUCACCUGUCCUGUCUUUCUAGACGCCCGAAUCAUGCAUGCCAUCUACACUAGUCUUUAAAGGGAUACUGUAGGUAGCCAGACCACUUCAUCUCAAAGAUGUUGUUUGGGUGCCGUGCUUUUUUUUUAACCCUGCAACUGAUAACACUGCUGUUUAGCACGAUUGGCAAUGUUAACGUUGCAGGAUUUAACGUGACUUUUCUUGCUGUCACACUGACCGCCACUAGAGGCACUUCAACCUCAAUAGAGGAGUUAAACUUGGCUAUUCAAUCAGAUGGUCUUCUCUAGACUAUUUGUUUGGCGUGGUUAGUUGCUGUGCAUGGACACUGGCCUCCCAAUGCUUUCUUGUGGGAAAGUAUCGAUUUUGCUGAAACCAUAAAGAUUUAUCUCAGCCAAUGAGGUGGGGACAGCCCCCUUGAGGUAGAGAAGAUAAGUACGUGAGGGGGCGGUACCCCAACCAGUUGGCAGGUCACUACAGAAUUUGGAAUACAUGCUUGUGUUCCUUUAAUCUCCUCCCCUCCUCCUUUGCUGUGUGUAGUGUUGUUUAACUGUGUUCAGUUAAAUGCUUGCAGGACAGGAUGUGCAUACAGAGGGCAUGGCAGUUUUGUGAUUUAUUGCCACAGGCCUGAUUCUGCUCCCUUGGGUGUGUUCCUUUUAAAGGGACAGCAUCUGUGCACUAAAGCCACUACAGUAAGUUGGAGCUUAGACAGACAGUCUCUUUAAAGUGCAGCAGAAGUGGUGCAUGGUGAGCUUGGUUCAUUAGGGCGAGUCCAGGAAGGAAUGGAAUUAUUAGUCUGCAGAAGACUAAGCUGCAAAUGAGAUUUACUAUCACAGUCACAAGCGUGUCCAGUUCACCAUCUCUUCCUGGAUUUAAGAGGUUUGUAGUCAUGUGACUUGUACUUAGACAUGUUCCCCUUUUUUGCUCCCUCUCAGUUGUUUCAGCUCAGUAUCAGCCGAAGGGAAAGUUAGUGCCUAGCCUCCGUACUAGUAAUAUUGUGUGUAGUACCAAGUACUAGUCCUCAUGUCAUGUCUCUCGUAAUAAAAAUGGAUUCCCCACAGAACCAGUUAAGAACUCAUGAAUUGGAACAUGGCAGUCCUCCAGAUGUCCAUUCUCUGUCUGUGUCUACCGAAGAACCACAAGGCAGCAACGAUGAUACUGAAGAGAAAUACUCCACAGAAGGUACGGUGUCCUCUGGGUGAAUUUCUUAUUCUUGAAAUUUCGUGGACGCGAGGAAGAGAUGAGAUUGGAGGUAGUAGGAAAUAGUGCUAUCAGAGAGGGAUAAAGUAUGUAUGAUGGUGAAUGUGAAGAACGAAAUGUAAAGGAAGAAAUUAAAUUAAAAAAACAAUGCAUAUAUGUUGGUUAGGGACAGAGGGAGACUUUAGCGCGAGGUAGAGGUUUGUGACAACUGGGGAAUCUGGUUUUGCUGGGAGAAACCUGAGAGAGGAUUAAAAUACUGAUGCAUGAGACACUUGAAAGACAUUUAGGACAACGUGGUGAUUGAAACACAAGUCUGGGGAGACAGUGGAGGGCUUUAGGACCAUAUAGAAGAGGCGAGUAAAAGGGCACUGCGAGUUCCAUAAACGUUACAGCUUAUUGGUGGUGUGUAGAGGAAUUCCUGAAAAUUCUGUGCCUGUGUGAGAAUGGUAGGGACAAUCAGUAUAACAGAAAAAAACACGCAGCAUAUUCAUUUAGCUCCUCAAAACCCUUCUUUUUUUGUUUGUGGAAGCAAAUGCACGUAGAUGUAUCCAACAAAUCAGCAUGUAUGGGUUUUUAUGGUUGAGUUUAUGAAAUCUUAGCCUCUUUCACAAACCGUACUUGUUUUAACCAAUGACAUAAAAGGCACCAGUGGAAGUUGUGUUAAUUGGUCAGCCUCUGCUCGCUGGGUGUAGAGGUUAAUGAGCAGUGUCCAGCACAGUCGACAAAGGGGGAUUUUUUUCGUUUUUGUUCUUCUUAGUAAUCUGCUUACUUUUAUGAAGAACAUUUUCCUUGUUCUUGUGAGAUUAUCUCAAUAUGGAUUUAGGAUUAUUGGAUAACCUUUUUAGAGCAGAUAUGCUGUAAGACUGAGCCUAAAGCAAGACCACCUGCUUGAAAAUUAAGAUCUGUAUAAUAUUUUAUUUUUAUCUCUGAGGAGCAUUGGGUAACUGGCACCCUAGGUAUUUGUGAACUACAUUUCCCAUGAUUCUCAGCAAUUAGCACCCACCUACAAUGUUUUGUAGUAAGACAGUCUAGAUUUUUAUUUCUGUGUAUACAACUCUGCUCUUUAGUUUACAACUCACCACUGCUUACUGUGUAGCACACACUAACGAAGUUGAAAUAGAUUUUGUUGAAAUAUAUGAAUGUGAAAACAUUAUAUUAAUCUUUUUUUUUUUUUUAUUAAAGCUAGCAAAGUUAGCGCCCCUAAGCUGUACAAAUGCGAUGUGUGCAACUACACAAGUUCUACGUAUGUAGGUGUUCGAAACCACCGAAAGAUUCAUACUUCCGAUAAACCCUACAGGUAAGAUUAUUUUUAGAAUUCAUUUUAGUAGUGUAUAAUAUAUAUAUAUAUUUUUUUAUUUUGCAAUGUCUGUUUGCGUGUAAAUGUGCGCAUUGCAUGCACGUGCAUCUGGGUAUGUGCCUUUACUCAAGGCUUCGUGGAAGCACGCACUGAUAUGCUUAACUUAGCUUAUUCCAUUUUUAACUGGCAUCCCGUUACAUUGCAAGUCCAAAGUAUGUGUUUUCUUGGACUGACCACAGCUGGUGCUUUUAUUUUUGUUUCGGAAGAUGUCAAGUAUGCAAUUUUGCAGUUAGAACUGUGAACACUUUAAGGCGUCAUAUGAAAUGCCAUCCAAGGGAAUGUGGAGCAGCAUGGUUUACGUUCCUUCUUCUACAUAGUAUAGUAAGAGGCAGCGUGUGUAUCACAUAGCUAAAUCAGGAGGGAAGUAUGUAUCCUUUAUUGGUCCUUAGUUGGCAGCUUACCCAUGUGGCAGUGACCUAGUGAAUACCUGCAAAGUGUAAUAUUGGCAUUGUGGAGUCUUCAUGUCCUCCGGUUUAGUACAAUCAAUAUCACUGUCCAGUAAGAAAAUAAUUCCCUAACAAUAUACCAAGCAAUUGAUAUAUUAACCCCUUAGUGACCAGACCACUUUUCAAUUUUCUUGCCGUUAAAACCAGGGCUGUUUUUACAUUUCUGCAGUGGUUGUAUUUAGAUGUAAUUUUCCUCUUACUCAUUUACUGUACCCACACAUAUUAUAUACCGUUUUUCUCGCCAUUAAAUGGUCUUUCUUAAAGAUACCAUUAUUUUCAUCAUAUCAUAUAAUUUACUAUAAAAAGAAUUAUAAAAUAUGAUGAGAAAAAUGUAAAAAAAAAAAAAAACUUUGACCCCCAAGAUCUGUUACGCCUCUACAACCGCCAAAAACCACCCGUGCUAAAUUGUUUCUAAAUUUUGUCCUGAGUUUAGAAAUACCCAAUGUUAACAUUCUUAGCUUUUUUGGAAAGUUGUAGGGCAAUAAGUACAAGUAGCACUUUGCUAUUUCCAAACCAUUUGUUUUUCAAAAUUAAUGCAAGUUACAUUGUAACACUGAUAUCUGUCAGAAAUCCCCGAUUAACCCUUCACAUGUAUAUAUAUUUUUUUAAAGAAGACAACCUAAGGUAUUAAACUUGAGGUAUUUUGACUCUCUUCAUGCAGCCAUUUUACCACCAAUCUGAUACAUAUACCAAUUUGUAAAAGUAGACAACCUACGGUAUUGCAAAUGGGGUAUGUCCAGUCUUUUCUAGUAGCCACUUAGUCACAAACCCUGGCCAAAAUUAGCAUUUAUAUUAGUUUUUUUGCAUUUUUCACACACAAACUGCCAUUUCACCCAUGAUAUUAUCGGUAUGAUACAUUUAACUGCUCAAAAACACUCAUAUUUCUGUAGAGCAAUGUCUCAUGAGUACAACAGUACCCCUCAAGUACAGGUUUUAUAGAGAUUUGGAAAGUCAAACAUAAGAUUUGCCAAUUUCUGAUUUUGUAAAUUGCUAUUUGCCAGAUUGGCUAUGUUGCCUUGGGGACGGUAUGGCAGCCCAGAAAUGAAAAUGAACCCCACACCAUGACAUACCAUUUGAAAAAGUAGACAACCCAGGGUAUUCAAAAGGGGGAUGUCCAGUCUUUUGUAGUAGCCAGUUAGCCACAAACGCUGGCAAAAGUUAGCAUUUUUAGUUUUGCUUUUUUCUUUCUUUUUUUUUUUUUUUUUAAACACAAAAACUGCACUUUUACUGGUGAUUUCAAAAAGCUCUAACUAGAAGUGAAAUAUCCUGCUUCCUUUUUGCCUGGGAGAAGCUCUGAAAAGUGCCAACCCUAUUAAGCUGCUUGUUGUAGUCAUUGGUGGAAAUGUCUGUAAGCUCAUUGGAAAAUACUAAAAUUGUUGUUCCAUGGAUUGCAUCUUCACAUUAAUACAGCCAGAUGAGGCGUGUGUUACAGUGCACAGUGAAGCAGUGCAAAAUACUCACUGUGAAUUUAAAGCGGCACUGUCAUGGCCGAAUCCCGUUUUAAAUUUUUAAUUUUUUUUUUUUAACACCCCUCCCCUCCCGACUUCACUACAUUGUAUUAUCCCUCUAGUUGUCUCCAAACGCCCCUAAGCCUCCCAUAUUACCUAUUUUUUAAUCUUUAUUUCGUGCCCGGACCUAGGUCCUGGGCGUCCCCAUCUUUGUGUGGGUAGAUGAAGUCCCUGUGGGACCUCCCUCCCCCUCACCCCCCCAUGUCUUCCCUCACUCUAUGAGCGUCAAUAUGACCUCCAUAAUAGCAUAAGGGAGAUUAAAAUCAAUGCUGCUAUGCCACGAGUAGGAGCAUGUCUACUAAACAGUGAGCAGCCAGUGGUUUUGGACAGGACGUUUGGGAAUACUUACAGGAAGCAUCGCGAGAUCACGGAGGAAAGGUGAGAAUUGUGGGAAAAUUUUCUCAGACCACAGGAAAUGGAGCACACUUUGCUCCUCCGCUGGUCAUAGGUGGUCAGAUGUAGGAAACCUCCAUAAGACAAAAUAGUCCCUACUUUGUCUUAUGUUUUAAAGAAAACUAGAGCAGAUCCUGAGAGAGGGAGAGAAGAGGAAUAUAUUGGGGAAAGGUAAGUUCGUCAUGACGGUGACGCUUUAAGGUACAACUUGAAAACAAAACGCUUUAAAGAAUAAGAAAAAGAUAAUAAGAAAAUUGAAAUAUGAUUUGUGGUGAUUUGAAUCCAAUUCUACUUCUUUUACUCCUCUUCUAGAAACGAUAUGUGGAAAAGUGUAGUUGUGUUCCUAGUUUAAUGGGAUUUUAACCCUUUGCUGAUCUGUGAAAGAUUUGGCAGUCUUUUAAAUUAAUCACUUGAUUUCCUUUUACAUUUCUGCAGGUGCUCACUUUGUGGAUAUGUUUGUAGCCACCCUCCCUCUCUAAAAUCUCACAUGUGGAAGCAUGCCAGCGAUCAGAACUACAACUACGAGCAAGUCAAUAAAGCUAUAAAUGAAGCAAUGUCUCAGAGUAGUAGGUAUGUUUGAGAGUUUGCAGAAUGUGAGUGUUUGUGGACAGGGAUGGAUUUCCCGUAAGGCCGCUGGGGACAUGGCCUCGUGGUGGCACAUGUGAGUGGGGUGUCCCUGCUGAAACCCUGUAUCGUUGGUGGUACAGCAGGAGUGCUCGGGCGAGAAGGGAAAUACAUCUUUCCCCUUCUCGUCUGGAACCUGCAGUGGCUAGUCCUCUCUCCCCCGCAGCCAUGCGAAAGAACUGCAGGAGAGCUGGCAGAGAUGACGUUGGUGUCAUAACACUGCACGACCUCCUAAACCUGCUGAACGCAGUUACUUCUGAUGCCCCCACACCACAGGGCAGGGGGGCGGUGUGGGCAAGAAUUAGAGAAGCAAGGGAAGGAGGGAAGACUAGAAGUGAACGAGGGGGGACAUAAUAGGAGUACAAGUGACUGAAGGGCAGAGGAAACAUAAGAGAAGAACAAGUAAUUGAAAGGAGAAUAGAGGAUGGGGGAGAAAAGAGGAGAAAAAUUUUGUAAAGCAGGAUGGAAGAGUGAAACAGGUGAUUUAAGGAGGAAAGAAGGGAUUCAAGUGAGUGAGGGGAACAAAUGAGAAAUGAGGUGGGAAAGAAGAGAGGGGGAUGAGAAGAGUUAACAAUUGGAGAAGGGCAUAAUUGGGGGAAAAGUGGAGAGGAACACAUGUGCAUGGGAGAUAAAUAGAAGGGCAUGGAGAGAUAAAGAGGGGCAGAUAGGAAUUGGAAACAUUAAAACGUUACACAAAUAUCCUCCUAACUACACAUUGCCAUUCAGCCACAUACUCCAAACUGAUCAUAUUGCCCUAUCCACACAGUCAAAUAGUCCCAUCUUACCUCCCAGUCAUACCCACUCAUCCUAUAACACUUACACACUUGGCCACAUAACAUGUCCCCUACCCCUCACCCAUGUUGCACUUACUGCCAUCCAGCCACCCACCUAGUCAUAUUCACCAUACAGGCAUACCCCAAAUUAGUUACAUUCAUCCAUUCACAUACCCCAAACUAGUCACAUUCAACCAUCCAACCACCUACACUAAACUAUUCCUAGCCAAUCACAUACCCCCAAACCAGUCAAAUUCAUCAAUCCAAUCACAUACCCCCAAACUAGUCAUAUCCAUACUAUGGCAUGCACCACAUUAGUCAUAUUCACUAUACAGUUAUACUCCAAACUAGUCACGUUCAUCUAUUCACAUACCCCAAACUAGUCACGUUCAUCUAUUCACAUACCCCAAACUAGUCACGUUCAUCUAUUCACAUACCCCAAACUAGUCACGUUCAUCUAUUCACAUACCCCAACCUAGUCACGUUCAUCUAUUCACAUACCCCAAACUAGUCACGUUCAUCUAUUCACAUACCCCAAACUAGUCACGUUCAUCUAUUCACAUACCCCAAACUAGUCACGUUCAACCAUCCAACCACUUACACUAAACUAGUCCCAGCCAGUCACAUUCAUCCAACCAAUCACAUGCACCAAAUUAGUCAUAUUUACUAUACAGUCAUAUCCCAAACUAGUCACAUUCAUCCAUCCAAUCAGACACCAGGCUUCAUAUAGAUGACAUAUUGGAGUGCUUUGAGAAAACUGGCCUUUGGGCAGCAUAGAGGGUAAAUCCGGCCCUGUUUGUUCUCCCUAUAUCAUGGAAUACACUUUAUACUGAUUUUGAUAUAGAAAGUGGAUUUAAUUUUUUUAAGAUCUCCUUUAACAAACAGAAACUAAUUAAAAGAAUUAAAAUGCAAUGCUGUAAAUAUGCUGUGAUGUAUUUAGGUUUUUUUUGCAGUUGAAGAGUUUAUUAGAUUGUAAACACAGCGUUGGAACAUAUGAUGUAGAUUUAAAUAACUCUCGUUUGAAGCUCUUUUUUAAAAUUAGAAAUACUGCAGUAUACCCAUCUCGUGUUCUUCUCUCCUCCCCUUUACAGCGAGCUUUAUUUGAUUCAUUUUUUAUUUUCCUGCUAUAUUUAUUAACCUUCCCUUUUCCUUACAGUCAGAGUAUAUAGAGAUCUGUAAGGAAAAAAAAAAAUCCAAUUUUAUUUUUAAAUUUUUAUAUAUAUAUAUAUAUAUAUAUAUAUAUAUAUAUAUAUAUAUAUAUAUAUAUAUAUAUAUAUAUAUAUAUAUAUGCCUUCUGCAUACUGAAUUUUAAUUUCAGAUUACAAAACUGGCCACACGUUUACUUUGAAUGUCUUCUUAAUUAACGUUGUGUUGGGAAUAUUGACGACCAUAAUUGAUUUUAAAUAGUGUCUGUCUGUAGACCAAUACAAAUUGCACUUGCAUUAAUGACUGCAUAUAACCCUGCAAUUUUUAUUGCUAUUUUUCCUAGGGCUCAGGGAGAGCCGCUAAAGGCCACUUUGCAAGAGGAUACUGGUGUCAAAGAAGAGAGCGAUGGUGGACAUACAGCCAGCCAGUCUGCAAAUGAAGGAACAGGUCCCACCGAAAGUUCAAAGGUCAAUAUUGCUCAGAUUACUAUAUGUAAAACAGAGGAUUUACAGAGUCCCACCCGACCAGAGCCAGAGAUAUGCGUUCUCCUGUUUUGCUGUUGCAUUUGCGGUUUUGAGUCUACAAGCAAAGAACUUCUGAUGGAGCAUAUGAAAGCACACGAAGGUGAAAUUAUUAACAUCAUCUUAAAAAAACACGACUCAUCGUAAAUGAGAGCUGCGACCCCGCUCAACGCAAAUGGUGUGUAGCUGGUAUACGUAUGUGUCAACAUUCGGAAAACACGCAGAAAGGGAUUGGAAUAAUUGGAAAGUGGGAAAGAAAUCUUUUUUUUUUUUUUUUUAUCUCGCACACAAAAAAAGUAAACCACCAAAAAAACUAAAAUACAAAAUAUUUAUGAAGAACGUUGUAUGCACUUGGUAUACUGCAUCCUUAAGUCCGACAUUUCACGUUAUAUUGUUUACCUCUUCUAUAUAGACAUUUUAUUGAAUUUUUUUUUUGUGAAAGAAACCCAUAGCAAUUGCUUUUGGGGUAGACAAUAGCUAGAAUUUCCUGUUUUGCAGCAGAGUACAUAAUACUCGAGUAAGGGUCUGAUAGCCAAGAGAAUGUUUAAUAGACUUGCCUUAUGAACAGUAUCUAAAGGAUGUAUAAAUGUUUGGUUGAGUCUCAACGCUCGUAGUAACGAAGCCGUCUCUUCCGAAAAAACAUCUUGCUCUUGACAUCCGCAUAGGUUAUUCUGGAAUAUUGAUUUGUUUACGAAAAUACUGUAUUGAUUAGAGUUGAUCUCUUGCACAUUUUUUAAGAGUUGAGUGCUACAACAUGCUAACGUAUAACGCAAAUAAAAUUAAAAAAAAAAGACUUACCCUUUCAUAGUUAGAAAGGUCUCUGCGCCCAAAAAACUGAUGCAGUUUUUUGUGAAAUUUUAUGGUCUACGGACAAAAUUGCACGUUACUUUAGUCGUACAUUAUUGCGGAACUGGGUACAGUUUUGAACAAAUAUUUUGUAAUUGAUCUUAACCAUUUCAUUUUAGAUUUUUACAUUUGCAUUUUGUUUCCUAAAACAUUAUUGCAGAGUAAUUUUUUUUUUUUUUUUUUUAGUUAAAUUAUUUGUAGUUGUCUUUUUAAGUUUGAGAUUUAUGAGAGAACCAGAAUUUUCCCAAAUCACAAAUAAGCAUUCAGUGGUUGAUUUAAUUCUGGGCUGAUUUAAUUCUGCUCUCAAAUUCCAACCUUAUUUUGCUUUAUCGUGUUCCUCCACAUUUACAAAGCACUUGUAUAACUGACAAAUCCUGUGCUUGGUUACAAAAAUGUAGCUAUUACCUCUAUAUACAGCACAAUUUAUAAAUGCACUUCUCACUUAGCGUGGCUUAAUGUAUUAAAGGACUGACCUUCAGCAGGUGCCGUCUACCUACGACCUUUGUAUAUUGAUUAACUUAGCUUCAAGCGAAACUGUAUGAGUGGGGGCAAUGACUCUGCUUACAGGAAAACACUUUUACAUGUGCAUUCACAAGAGUGGCCAUUAACUAACGAGCAUAUGUAGAUAUUACAUAGUUCCCCCCCCCUUUUUUUUUUUUUCUCCCCCAUCCCUAUAGCUUUGUGGUCAUCAGAGAUUUUGACCGGUCAUACUAAAAUCUCUAUUGUAGAUAACAUUGGCAUUUAUUUGAACUAAACCAUGUCUUAUUACAGAGCACUUCUUAAUUCAGAUUUUCUGAAAGGAAUUUAAAUAUCCAAAAAUUAAAAUGACUCUUCUGAAGGAGGGGGAAGCCAAGUCCCUUGUGAUUUUUUUUUUUUUUUUUAUAUAUACCAACAAUAAAAAUGCCAUGUAUUCUAUUGAUAUUUAAUAUUGUGCUGUUUAAACAAAAGUGCUUAAAACAUGGUAUCAUUUGCCCAGUUUAUGAAAAUCAAUUCGGUGACCAUAUAAAAAAAGAAAAAAACUAGUCUCCAUUUUUUUUUUUUAUAUAUAGCAUGUGUAUUUGUAUAGUUCUCUUGAGAUAUAUAUUUUUUUAGCGUGAUACAAGGUGUGUAGUUUUUGUUAUAUUUAUUAUUCAGUAUUUAUAUGUAUAAUUUGACGAUGUAAUCCUCGUUGGAGAUAUGGUGGGUAUGUAUUCUCCUUGGUGCUACGUCCAUAGGCAAGAUUAAAGAACAUUAUGUGCUGAAGCUGCUUUAGUGACUUAUAUUAAGCAUUUGUUCCUGCCAAGGAACGAUGACAUAACACGUGGUACUAUUUUAAUUUUUUUUAUAGCUUUGGAACAUAAAUAUCCAUUUUUUUUGGGAAGCCCAGAGCUAUUUAGGAUUUUCCCAAAAUUUCCUGCCAGUGUUCGGCAAAGAAAUUCUGGGAGAUUUAGUAUAACAAAAAAAGAGCCAAUGGUAAGCAACCCUGUAUGCUUGUAUUAGACUGACCCCGUGUGCUUUAGUUGAGGUCAAUGGUGUGGGUACAACCUAAUAUUGAACUGUUAUGUAAACGACAGUGGAUAUUAAGGCCUGAGACCUCAAGUUGCUUAUUUAUAAUAUAUUGUGAUUUUUUUUUAUUUAUUUUUUUUGCUAGGAAAAUGCGUUUUACUAUUUCAGGUUCUACAGCUGCGCGAUUGCUGUCAAUAUUCAAAAAUGUGCUUGCCGUUCUGCUCUGCCUUGCAGAAUUUUGUAAAUUCUCGUUGCGUGCAAAUAUGUACCGAGUGACGCGCUUUUUAUGAAUUACUUAUGUUAGUAUUGGUAAGACGUCCAUUAAAAAAAAAUCAAAACAAAACACAAAAAGCUUCAAUACGUAUAAAUGAGUUCUAUUUAACUUUUCUUAAUUUAAGCAGUCUGAACAAAUCCGUGCUAUAGUUAACUUGUUUUUCAGCUGAGGUCUGUGUAGGAGAUUGAGAGCUCUUCUGAGUGUCUUUUUUUUACCUUGAGAAUUACAAAGGGGACUUGUACUUUGUAUUCUCAUUAGAGGACCUAGACAUUUCUUUCCAUCGUUUGUUAGUAAAAGGCUAAGGCGACCGUAAUUCUAUCUAAGCUACGAGUUCUUGUUCAUUGUUUACCAUAUUUUUACCUCUCUGUCUUGUGCAGAAUGUCUGGGUUUUAUUGCAUAAGACCUGGUUCAUUUGAUAAGACACUGAUGGAGACACAUUUAAAAGCUUUUGGUUUUAGGUUCUGUUUGGCCAACUAUUCCUUACUGUACGGUUUGUGACAUUGGUUAAUUUAUAAGACUAGCUUUUCUGAAAUUAAAUAGUUUUACAUUUCGAGACUAAUAUUUUCCAUUUGUGCCUAUCUGAGUAAUAGUCGUAUGUGAUAAUCCCUUUCAAAGCUGAGUCUGACAGUCAUAUAGAAAGGUUUUAUUUUUUUUAUAUAUAUGAACAAUAGUUUUAUGCCAAAUAUCACUAACAGUUUCAUCCUCCAACUAAUGUAGCACCAAUGCUUACUCUUAAGUUACUUGCAGUACAUUGAUCUGAUAGUCCUUUCUGUCAGUAAAAAGAUUGACUGAGCCACAAGUAGAACGAGCAUCUCAGGUGCCCAAGCUAGCCCUUUGGGACACACUUUAUUGGCUUUAUAUACCUGUUUGAAUCCAUAUGACUUUGUUUAUGGACUUAUUUCUAAAUGACUUCCCUAAAUUCAUGCAGAGAAGGGACAUUCUUACAUGUUAAAGGGAUUUUAAUCAAAACUGUCUUCAGUGUGUGGUUGAAGAGUAUAAGAAAGAGAUACAGAUUGUGUUGGUUUAGGAAAAACUGUCCAUGAUUCCCUGGCUAUCUGUUUCAUUGAAAGAAUCACGGGAGUUAAAAACUUUAAGAUGACUGAAGACACUGGACUAUUUAACUGUUGCUCCAUCUCAAAGUAUACAUGUCACCUGCCAUGUUUUUGUUGCAUAUUUUUCUCAUUUCUGUCUGUAUAUCAUAUUAUUUUCCAGUGUAUCCAGACUUCAAGUUGCUGUUACGCUAGUGUAGGCUUUAGUAUAUAUAAUUUUUUUUUAAAUUUAAUUUUUUAAAUUUUUAUUAUUUUUCUUUUUUUUCAUACAUCGCAGGAUUCCCUUCCUGACCGCACUAUCCUGUGAUAAUUGGCUUUCUCUAUUGUGGAACUUGAUUGAUGCUUCCCAACAGUCAAGCUAAACAUAUUAGGUUGUGUGGAGGUACUUAAACCCUUGGAAUGUAUAAGUUUUAUAACUUACUGGAAGAAGGGCUAUACGUAUAAAUAGAUUGUAAAUUUGCAUAACUGUAACAAGAGUAGGGCUACAAAACGUGGCAUAAAAACCAUAUUAUAGACAAAGUAAAGAGAAGAAUUUUGUUAUACACAAAACAAUAACAUGACCAAUAUACACUUUAAUUGGCUCUGUAGGGGAGAAAGGAAGCAUUGCACCGGAUUGUACAGAGGUUUGUUCACUUAGCGCCUAAUAUUAUUUUAGCAAAUUCUGCCAAUUUAAUUUGAUGGAAUUUCACUUUGCUUGAUAAAAAUCCUCUUGAGGUUCGCUGUAUUCUCUGUUGACUGAAUUAAAACUGCUUUUAGCCAAAGGGUUCCCAGCUAUUUUCAAUCGGGUCUCAUGGCAACAGUGAGCUUCAUUUGAAAAUAACUCCAGCAGAACGGUAGUAAAAUGCUUUCGGGUGCGAAAUAGUCCAUCUUUGAGGAAAAACCACUGCUAUGGUAAAAUCAGAGUUAGGGUAGUGUUUGGGCAUUUUCCUAGGUCUUUGUCAGGGAUAAAAUGAAUUAAGAGAAUACUUUUUGCAGUGUGUGAAAUGGCCUAAUUAGCAAAUGCAUUUAGAAAUUUGGCUGAUAACUGGACAGCAGCCAAAUAGUGCGAAAUUGCAAAAUGUGUGAAUAACCAAAUGGGUUUCAGGUGGUGUAUAGGUCUCACAAUAUGCGUGUUUUUUUCCCCUCGUCACCCCACCUCAUUUUCUUAAUGGAACAAAAUUACCUGUUAGUGUUUAUUGAUAACUUCUGUUUCACAUUAAUGUGUUUCAGUAAUCCUGUGGUGCUCUCUAAAGAAAACAAAAAUAUAUAUUAAACAAGGAAAAAAAACCUGUGUAACACUACAAAAACAGCCAAAGUAUUAUGCGUAAACUGACAUUUCUAGACAGUAGGCAGUCCCAUGAGUUUAUAGAAAUGCCUCAUCCAUGUGAGCUUUGCAUGCCAUACAUGAAGGACUGGAUACGACCUGGGAAGGCUCUGAAUGGGGCAAUCUAUGUAGUACUUACUAUGUUUCGAAUACUGUAAAUUGUUUAGAAUAAUUUAUUUUGCUUUACAAAGUAUGUCACAUAUUGACUUUCAUAUUGUAUUUUGGUAAUAAACACUUUUUAAGAAAAAAAACUUGUGUGCACGUUAUUUUUAAACCGUAUUCUCAAUGCAGUCAGUCUGGUAAUUUGGCACCAUUUUCAGAAAAUAAGUGGCAAUGAGAUUUAUUAGCCUGUAAAACUUAGAUCAUAAGUAUAUAAAGUACAUUGCUAUCAAAAAGUAUGCAUUUUAAUUUUUUCUCUCCCUCUUUCUCCCCCCCCUCUCUCUCGCUCUCCCUCUCCCCUCUGUCUCCCCCCCCCUCGCUCUCUCCCUCUCGCGCUCUCUCUCUCCUCUGUCUUCCUCCCCUCCCCACCGUCUCUCUCGCUCUCUCCAUAUUCUCCUCUAAACCAUUGGAUGAAAUAUGGAAAUUACAACACCAGCAUGUAAAUAUUAAGUAUGUUGUUGCCAAUUGCAGUUUGGCAUAAAUAACGGUAACUGGUCUAAUUACAAUUUAAGAGACCAGAGACCCAACUCUAUUCUAAGCAUUUUAGCUAAUAGUGUGCAGAUAUAACCUGGGUUGCUAUUACUGGCAUCACAAGCAUUGGAAGAUAAACUGAAGUUGACAGACAUACUUGUGCCAACUGGCAAUACACUGUUACUUGAGUUAGCAGUAUUAAUUUAAUGGCUAACCCUUAUCAAAUAAUGUUUGCCUGGGGCAUUACUUUGCAGAUGUAUCUUUAUUUUUAAAAGAUGAACUUUAUAUUGGUAUUAAAGGCCAAAAUCUUGCCAUUUGGAUUCACGAGCGUGAUGCCCGGAUACACAGGCAUCACUAUCUGAGUGAUGAGUCGAUUGGCAUCAUCUGUCCUGUUUUGCUAGUAAUGGUGCCUGGAGUCUGUAUGUGCAGCAUUUCGCAUGCAGAAUUGAACCCCUCAGUUGCGAAUGUGUUAUUCAACCUUUGGCUGUGCCAUUGGGGGGGGUCAUUAUUCUGCCCAAAACAAGAGUUCCAGGCUAGCUAAUGACAAUCCUGUGCAUAUUUGGCAUUAGAGGAAGAGACGUAGCAGUUCCCUGACUUCAGUAAUCCCAAUAAACAAGGCUGUCAUGAAAAUCCUUGGGGCUCCUUACAAGCCCACUGGCCGUGCCCCAUGACACAAAGACUAUCAGACAGAGAUAGAUGCACAUACACAGAUAUACAUUUCAGACAAUCUCACAGGAUACAGACACAACAUGGGGGUACACACAGUUACAGAUGUACACAUCCCAAUGCAUACUGCCAGGCGCACACACAAUACUAAACACACAAUUGCACUGAUACAUAUAAACACCCUACUACGCAUAUUUACAUUGCUGAACAUACAUUACUGUACUAUACACACAAUGCUAAACACACAUCCAUCUACACACACACAUUUCUAUAUACACAAUUCUACACAUAAAUAAUACUAUACACAGACAUACAAUUAAAUCGUUUUGAAGUAUAUUUUAUUUAGCCACCCACUUUUUAAGCUACAUUUGGAGCUGGAGGUUGGCUUCGUCAGCAGGUACAAACUCCUGGCUCCUCUAACAUCCUGCAUGGCUUCCAUGAGCUCUGGGAGGGAGUGAUCUGACAUAACUUCCUCCCAGCGCUGCCGCACAGGGGACAAGAGGGGGCAGACAGUGCGGUCUAUUAAUGGGUCUGGUCUCCAGAAGUACCGCAAUGCUGUCUAUGUGGGUUCCUUACAUGAGUAAUGGCCGUCAGCUCCUGAUGGCGGCUCAUCCAAAAUAAAAUAAAAACUUUCUAAAGUACAAUUGGCUUUAUUUGUGGGCAAGUUAAUGCUGUUGGACCAGUCUGCAAACAUUUCUAGUGGACUCUGCUCAUACAAAACGAUUUUCUAAGAGUCCUACCUACAGUCCCACACUGUUACAAGGCUAUGAAAUGUAGGACAUAUAUUUCUUUUCCGACUUGUGUUUUGUAUAGUGAACAGUGUCCUUUAUUACAAAAGUAGAAAACUCUGGGUCAACUCUGUCUUUGGAUUGAUUACGUAGUCUGUAACAUAUUUCGAGCUGCCUACCUGACUAUUUAAAAAUAAAUAAAUAAAAUUACAUAUCCCAAAUUCAUAUGCAAGUUUUAAAUAACGGGAAGUUUUUAUAAUCACUCCAAUGGCAAUUAAAGUGUAAGCUCAUCUGCCACAUUAAGGUAAAACCCGCUAGAAGGUAAAAUCUCUGAGAGCGGGAAGAAUAAUUUUCUGAAUUCCCUAUAUAAUUAUUAACCCUUAAUAGGGAACGCAUGGGUUGCGCGGCAGCACUGUAACAUGGCUGUAUAAUACAAAAGCAAAUUCAUCAUGCUCCCUGUUCGUAAAACCGGCUAAAAAGAGGAAUGCUUUGAGCAUCACCAUCGCCCCUACCCAGCAUCUCUCCCAGAAUUCUGUUCUGAAGAUUUUGAGAAAGCGGAUGUGGAGGAGGCAGAAAGAAACCAUGCUGGAGAGGAAACUUUGCAGUUACUCCAUUCGUGGACGGAUUAAGCCCUAAAGGUAAGUCUGCACCAUAACAACUUAAUUAAUUUGAAGUUGUUAUGGUGCCCAAACUGUUCAUUUAACUCUUUUGUCCAGAAACGUGAAAUUCACUGUGAAUUGCUAACCAUUCACACCUUUAGUGUAAAACUCUGUGAGAAAAAAAAAAAAAAAAAGCUUACCUGCCAACAUUUCAAUUGGACAGAGGGACACUUUAAAGGGAAACUUUAUGCUAGGAUUACAAAAAUGUAAUUCCUAGCACUAUAGAACCCCUGAAUCCCCUCGUCAACUUUGGGAUCCUAAUGCGCAUGCAUGGCGAGCACCACAAUUGCAUUAGGACACCCCCACAGGAAACAUUGAAUCAAUGCUUUUUCUACGAGGUUUAACCGGACACUGGAUGUCCUCGUGCAUAGUGUGAGCUAGUCCAAAAGCGCCAUGAGUGGCUGCCACCUGGUAGGUUUGGAGUGAACCAUGUAAGGAAAUUAUUGCGGUCUAUCAAUAUCUGCAAUAAUCACAAACGCAGGGUUAAAUUGACAGGAACACUGCACCCAGACCACUUCAAUGAGCUGAAGUGGUCUGGGUGCCUGUAGUGUCCCUUUAAUUUUAGUGGUGGUAGUGGAGUGUGAGUGGAGCUGUUCUAAUAAAUUUAAGGUGACUUAUAACAAUUUAUUGCAAAUAAACUAAUUUAGAACCAGAACAAUAUGUCCUAUUUACCCAGACUGAUUUCUAAACACAUUUAGUGUAGUUUAAAGACACAUUACUGGGACUCAUAUUGCUGUGGAGCUCUGUUAUACACCCAGAUACACCAACAAUAUGGAGCUCCUGGACAGUGGGAUUUGGUAAAAACAUUGGGACUGUUUUUAUAUAAACAGGGACCCUUGGUAGCUAUGAUUGAUCUAUAGCCCCUGCAGUGAUUGUAUUAGUGAGCUCCCUGCUCCAUGAUAAAGGCUGGGAGCUAAUUCUAUUAAUUUGCACAGUAUUGAGAGUAAGAGCCCUGCCGGUCCAGGCAGUGUAUGGCAGGAGGGAGUCCCCCCCGCAGUAAGCACACACCGAGCUGUCUGUCUGACUCCGGCCCCGGCUCGGCUCUCACCGCCCGCACACCGGCACCCCCUGCUCCCCAUCACCGGACAGCCUGGCCCCUCUGACGGCGCUGGGCCUGGGAUAGUCCGCGGUCUGGGCCUAGGUUGGAGCUCGCGCUGUCCCCGGGCUGGAAGCAGGAGAGCCCGCUGGUGAGUAGGCCGCACUGACCUCCAGCCACAUCCAGCGCCGGGGGAUCAGCGUAUACUGCGGGCAGGGAGCCAGUUAGCCAGCCAGCCAUACCCCGGGGGGAUUGGGAGGGUUUUACACCCCAGCUAAGACAAUGGAGGCACGCUUACUGAGCGGAGAUAUACAUAAUAUAAUAUAUAUAGAUAUACACUGACUGAGUGAGAGUGCAAUCACUGGAGAUAUACAUACACACUGAAAGUGCAAUGAAUUGGGAUAUAUAUAUAUAUACACACACACUGAGAGUGCAAUGAAGGGAUAUAUACACACACACUGAGAGUGCAAUGAAGGGAUAUAUAUAUAUAUACACACACACUGAGAGUGCAAUGAAGGGAUAUAUACACACACACUGAGAGUGCAAUGAAGGGAUAUAUAUAUAUAUACACACACACUGAGAGUGCAAUGAAGGGAUAUAUAUAUAUAUACACAUACACUGAGAGUGCAAUGAAUGGGGAUAUAUAUACACAGAGUGCAAUGAAUGGAGAUAUAUACACAGAGUGCAAUGAAUGGAGAUAUAUACACAGAGUGCAAUGAAUGGAGAUAUAUAUACACAGAGUGCAAUGAAUGGAGAUAUAUAUACACAGAGUGCAAUGAAUGGAGAUAUAUACACAGAGUGCAAUGAAUGGAGAUAUAUACACAGAGUGCAAUGAAUGGAGAUAUAUACACAGAGUGCAAUGAAUGGAGAUAUAUACACAGAGUGCAAUGAAUGGAGAUAUAUACACAGAGUGCAAUGAAUGGAGAUAUAUACACAGAGUGCAAUGAAUGGAGAUAUAUACACACAGAGUGCAAUGAAUGGAGAUAUAUACACAGAGUGCAAUGAAUGGAGAUAUAUAUACACAGAGUGCAAUGAAUGGAGAUAUAUACACAGAGUGCAAUGAAUGGAGAUAUAUACACAGAGUGCAAUGAAUGGAGAUAUAUACACAGAGUGCAAUGAAUGGAGAUAUAUACACAGAGUGCAAUGAAUGGAGAUAUAUACACAGAGUGCAAUGAAUGGAGAUAUAUACACACAGAGUGCAAUGAAUGGAGAUAUAUACACACAGAGUGCAAUGAAUGGAGAUAUAUACACAGAGUGCAAUGAAUGGAGAUAUAUACACAGAGUGCAAUGAAUGGAGAUAUAUGCACUCUGUGUAUAUAUCUCCAUUCAUUGCACUCUGUGUAUAUAUCUCCAUUCAUUGCACUCUGUGUGUAUAUAUCUCCAUUCAUUGCACUCUGUGUAUAUAUCUCCAAUGAAUGGAGAUAUAUACACACAGAGUGCAAUGAAUGGAUAUAUAUACACACAGAGUGCAAUGAAUGGAUAUAUAUAUAUAUAUAUAUAUAUAUAUAUAUAUAUUUACUUUCUUAACCCAUAAAACACCUUCACCUGCUCUUGAUAUUCCAAUUAUCUCCAAUUUUUAUUUUUCAAUGAUCUGUUUUCUCCUCCUCUUUAUUUCCUCAGUCUCCCUCAGUAUAAAAAUCAAUCCUUACACCCACUUCACUCAUCCCCCCCCAUCCACAUUUACAUAUGCCCUUCUCUCAUCUCAUGCCUUACACUCAUUUUUCUACUCUCUCACUCCAACCCACAAUCGAUCUCAUCCUAGACCCCAUGCAUACAAAACCCAUUCACACCUCCUGUCACUUUCUCUCUUCCUACUUCUAGCAGCUGGUGAUGUCUCUCCCAAUCCAGGGCCCUUCACCUUCUCUACACACACUAAGACAACCAGAAACCCCACAAACCUCAUCACAAUACCCUGCCCUUUACCCUCACCAAAAUUAAUUGUGCACUCUGGAAUGCCCGCUCCAUCUGCAGUAAUUUUAAAAUCAACAACCAUACACGACCUUUUUCAUCUCAAACUCACUCACACUGCUUGCACUUACAGAGACCUGGCUGUCCCCCUCUGAUAGCGCUACUCCUGCCUCUUUAUGUUUUGGUGGGCUACAAUUCUCUCACACUCCGAGACUCCACUGUAAAGGAGGCGGCGUAGGCAUCCUUCUCUCCCCUCAAUGUACCUUUCAACCAAUCAUAACUCCCCAUUCCCUAUCCUUUUCUUCUUUUGAAGUUCACACUGUCCGCCUAUUUAAACCCACUCCUUUAAGAAUUGCUAUAAUCUACCGCCCCCCGGUUAUCCUAGACUAUUCAUUGAGCACUUUUCUUUCUGGCUUCCCCACUUCCUGUCAUCUAGCACUCCUUCCCUUACACUUGGGGAUUUCAAUAACCCAAUCAAUAACCUCAAUUGCACUGAUGCCUCUCGUCUGCUCUCUGUAACCUCCUCCUUUGCCCUUACGCAAUGAUCCAAUUUAGCAACCCAUACAGCAGGAAACACUCUUGAUCUUGCCUUCACCAUCCUCUGUACUGCCUCUAAUCUUUCCAAUAUUCUUUCUCCUCUAUCUGACCACCAUCUGCUGACUUUUGACAUUGGCAUACCUAAGACCCAAUUGACACCACCGUCUGAACAUCACUCUCACAGAAACCUCCAUCAUGGCACCUUGUACAUUAAGACCCCGCAGGCCCCCCCCCAACAACAACCCUGGCCCACCAAGCUCACUCGAUAUCUCCAAAAAUGCUCCAGAACUGCUGAAUGCUGUUGGAGAAAGUCUCACUGUGCAUCUGACUUUCUCCACUAUAAAUUUAUGCUGAGCUCAUACAGCUUGGCUCUUUCCUCUGCAAAAGUUAAUUAAUUCAAUACCCUCAUAACCACACUAUCCCGCGAACCCAAACGACUAUUUCACACACUUAACUCUCUUCUGCGCCCUGCUGUUCCUCCUCCACCUACUAACUUGACCGCCUCAGACUUUGCAACUAACUUCACUGACAAGAUCUCUAUAAUCAGAGAAGAGAUCUCUCAUCUUUCUUCUUCCCCUUACAAUACUUCCCCUAACUUCACUGCCUCUGCUGCUCUAUGUUCAUUCGCACCCGCUACAUUGGAAGAGGUUUCUGCUCUGCUCCAGUCCUCCCGCCCCACCACCUGCUCCCUAGAUCCAAUUCCCUCACAUCUCAUCCGUACUCUGUCUUCUUCUCUUUCUCCACCUCUCACUAAAAUUCUCAAUCUCUCUCUCUCCUCUGGUAUAUUUCCAUUGCCCUUCAAACAUGCAAUUGUAACCCCAAUUCUAAAGAAGCCUAAUCUUGACCCUAACUCCCCAUCCAACUAUCGUCCUAUCUCGCUUCUGCCUUUUGCAUCCAAGAUCCUUGAAAAAAUUGUGUAUGCGAGAUUGACAGACUUCGAGUCCAACUCUCUGCUGGACCCGCUUCAGUCUGGUUUCCGUGCUAAGCACUCUGUGGAAACGGCACUGACCAAAGUAUCCAAUGAUCUACUCGCUGCAAAAUCUCGUGGUCAGUACUCCUAAUUCUCCUUGACCUGUCUGCGGCUUUUGACACUGUUGAUCAUCAACAGCUUCUUCUCAUCCUCCGCAACAUUGGUCUACAAGAUAUUGCUCUCUCCUGGUGCUCCUGCUACCUCUCCCAGCGCUCUUUCAGUGUUUCUUUCUCUAGCUCUGCUUCUUCUCCCCAACUCCUCUCUGUUGGCAUCCCCCAAGGUUCAGUCCUUGGUCCCCUACUGUUCUCCAUCUAUACUGCCUCCUUUGGUAAACUCAUUAGCUCCUCUGGCUUCCAAUAUCAUUUCUAUGCAGAUGACACACAAAUCUACCUAUCCUCUCCUGAUCUCUCCCCGUCCCUGUUGACUAGUGUCUCUGACUGCUUCUCUGCUGUUUCUAACUGGAUGGCUGCCCACUUCCUUAAACUGAAAUUCUGGUCUUUCCUCCCUCAAGUGUUGUUACUCCUGUGUCUGUCUCCCUUCAAGUCAACGGUGCUACCAUCAGCUCCACCACGCAGGCUCGCUGCCUAGGUGUUCUCUUUGACUCCAACCUCUCCUUCAAGCCUCAUGUUCAAUCUAUCGCCAAAUCCGGUCAUUUACAUCUCAAAAACAUUUGCCGCAUCCGCCCCUACUUACCGCCAGAUGCGACUAAGGUGUUGGUCCAUUCCACUGUCAUUUCUCGCCUUGAUUACUGUAAUCCACUUCUCAGUGGUCUUACAUGCUCCCAACUUGCGCCGUUACUGUCCAUAAUGAAUGCGGCGGCGAGGCCCAUCUUCCUGUCUGCCCGCACCUCCCAUGCUUCACCCCUCUGUCAGACCCUACAUUGGCUUCCUAUAAAAUAUAGAGCUCAAAUUAAAAUUCUGGUUCUUGCUUUCAAAUCUCUACAUAAUGCUGCUCCCACCUAUCUAUCCUCCCUUAUACGCAAGUAUGUCCCGUCUAGGCCCUUACGAUUACGUCUAUUUUCUGUCCGUACUCCCACCUCUGAUGCUCGCCUUCAAGAUUUCUCGAGGGCUGCACCGUUCCUGUGGAACUCGCUUCCCUCCUCCGUUAGAUGCUCACCCAGUCUCCACUCCUUAAAAAAAUCGUUAAAAACCCACUUCUUCAUAAAAGCGUAUCAAUUAAACUGUUAAUAGCUCCUGACUGAUUCCUCUUCUGCAACUGUCACUAGUCUAAUACUAUCCUUACCUUUUUUGUGUCAUUUUACCCCACUCCCUCUAGCAUGUAAGCUCAUUGAGCAGGGCCCUCAACCCCUCUGUUCCUGUGUGUCCAACUUGUCUGGUUACAACUACAUGUCUGUUCGUCCACCCAUUGUAAAGUGCUGCAGAAUUUGACGGCGCUCUAUAAAUAUCAUAAUAAUAAUAAUAGUGUGUGUGUAUGUAUGUAUGUAUGUGUGUGUAUAUAUAUAAUUUUCUCCAUUCAUUGCACUCUCUGUGUGUGUGUGUGUGUGUGUGUGUGUACGUACUACUAAGAGUGCAAUGAAUGGAGAUGUACAACCGAUCAGUGUUUAUAAAUCAUUUAAUCCAUAUAAGCAUAUCCUAGAAUUCACAUAUAUAUUUUUACUAUUAAUAUUUAUAUAUAUAUAUAAAAAAUAGUCUAUCGACGUGUGUAUAUAUUCUACUAAUUUAGUGUACAACAAAUAGGUAACAUACAAUUUUAUGAGUGCAUCAUGUUUGGUGUGUCUUUUUCUUCCUCUUCAUUCUGCAUAAUUAUUGAACUCUUGGUUUUAGUUCCAAUGUUUCCCUAGCAAAUCGUAUCAUUUAGGCAAAAAAAAACAGGUUAAUUGGAGUAUUUUAGCAGUACAGCUGUUGAGCAUUUUUCAACUCAUAUGUAUUUUUUUUGUUUUUUUUGUUUUGUGUCUCUUCCCCUUUUUGUUUAACACAAUUCUGUGUUUUUUUGUUGUUGUUUUUUUUGUUUUUUUUUUUAUAUUCUACAAUUGCAGGACAUAAAACUGCACAGAUAAAUUCUGUGUAUCUAUCUAUAUUUUAUGUUCGAGCCUCCUCCCAUUCUAUGUCUGCGUGUACAAUUUGUGUGUAUGCGCAUGCGUUACUACCAUGGUUACUAUUAAAUAAUGCAAAUAUGUGUUUGAUUUAUUACUCAUAGCUGUAUGUGACUCUUCUCUUUCCAGUAUGUGUUGUAUAUCUGGGUACAAUAUUCAAUGUAUAUUUUAGACCUCUAAAUCAUCAGGUUUGGGAAUCACUAUUACUUCUGUGGAGGUUUGAAUUAGUAUUUUUUUUUUUUUUUUUUUUUUCCAUACAGACUAGCUUAAGAAAUAAUAUGCAAGAAACAUUAUUACAAUGACAACCGUUAGACAGCGAAAGCGGGUAAACUCCUCCGAUCCAAGUCACCAGGGACUUCAGGCUGAGAAACACACCAGGCAACAUGUGAAGGGACAUUCCGGUAAGGAGUUGGUGCGAUGCUGACACAAUCUCAGACAUUAUGUCUAUACAGAGAGCAUUGCCACAAGUUCAAUUAUCUAAUAUUCAAAGGCCCACCUAUAUAAGACAGACCAUGGCACCACACAUACUCCUUAAAGGACCACUAUAGGCACCCAGAACACUUAAGCUCAAUGAAGUGAUCUGGGUGCCAGGUCCCUGUAGUUUUAACCCUGCAGCUGAAAACAUAGCCGUUUCAGAGAAACGGCUAUGUUUCCAUUGCAGGGUUAAUCCAGCCUCUAGUGGCUGUCUCCCUGACAGCCACUAGAGGCCACUUCCACGAAUCUCACUGUAAAAAUCACAUUGAACUCACGCAGCGUGAGUUCAGAUCCCCAUAGGAAAGCAUUGAGUAAUUCUUUCCAGUGGGCGGUUUAAAAAGCGUGCGGCUCUGCCGCGCAUGGGCAUUCAGCUUUACUCGGGAACUGAUGUCGGCAGGGGGAGGAGAGGUCACUAGCACUGGAUUAAGGUAAGUGGCGGAAUGGGAUUCAGCUCAGCGGGAGGGGGGCCACGAGGAAGAGCGGGACCUAAUAAACACUAUAGUGCUCCUUUAACUACAAUUUCUAUGAUCCUCAUACAAAUUCUAAACUGGCAAAACGUCAUGGGAAGUUGUGUUAAGCGAUAUCUGGCUUUCCAAGACCAUCUACCACUAGAAUAGAUAUUACACAAGGAGUAUACUGUCAAGAAUUUCCACAUCUGGAGUGGAAGUACAUCUCCCUCAGUACUUUGGCAGGCUAUUUGUUGGCAAACCCUGCGUUACUGUAUCACUGGCGACAUUUUAAAAGGGGAAGUCACAGCAAACCUCUACAAAGCAUUCAUUUAAUCCCAUUGUACAGCGCUACAGAAUUUGCUGGUGCUAUAUAAAUAAUAAUAAUUCGGAUUCCACUAAAAUCCAUGUAUUACACUAUAUAUCACUGUUAUACGAAUCCAUCAACAGACCUGGUGUCAGGCUGUUCUUCCUAGUGGAUGGGUAUCUCAGUGUAAUCUCUGAGUAGCUGACCUGUAUUAAGCAGGGAUAUCUUGAAAUCUGCUGGUAUUCGUGAGCCCUGAGGACAGACCUGGUAAACAUUGAUAUACUAGUCAUUAGUAUUUUUCACGUGUGAACUUGCAGUUGUUGCCAUGUGGCUUAUAGUAAUAUCUUUUUUUUUUUUUUUUUACUUUUUGCUUGUAAGCACUCUUUCUAUACUAGCCGCUCAUGAAUACAAAACAAUACAUACAAUAAAAUAAAAGUUAAGAAAGGGCAGUUUGCUGCACGUUUUUCUUGUAGUAGUUGUUUUUCUAUAGUUUAUGCUCUUGUUCCGUGCCUGACUGCACACCAAGAAGCACUUUAAGGAACAGGGACUGACUAUGGAGUUUGGCAAAUGGUUGGAUAGUGGUUUUGGUAUAGUUAAACAGUGAGUCAUAGCCGUAACCACACUUUAUUAACAGAGCUGAAUCAUGAGAAACAGCACAUUUAAAUGUAGGCAGAUCUCUGAGAAAAUCACACAAAGGCAGUAUUACAGUUAAUGCACACUGUUUAUUUAUAGUUUUACUGCUCAAAUAUUUUUUUUUCCCUCUCCCAGUGUUGUGAAUCUUGCUCCUAGUUCCCUCAUAGAACAAUACCUUCAACCACACAUAGUUAAAAUCCAUUAUUCUUGACAGUAGAUUUAAAUCAAACAAACAAAACACAAUUGCAUAGUUUACCCUAAGGAUGAGUCCACCCUUCAAGCAAUUGUUUUAUUUUCAAAAAAAUCAAUCAAAUUUUCUGAACCAGGUUUUCUGUUUUUGUUUCUGUUUUGUCAUGUUUGUGAUUUAAGACUUAGUACUGUAUUUUAUUUUUCCAUUUUUAUUUACAGGUACGACAGCAUGGUGGAUUUUAACUCAAGUAAUUUUAGGGACCCCUGGAUUGGGCCUUGGGCUGGUAACCACUUUCUAUGUGGCUACCCUCCAUGAAAAUGAUCUGUGGUUCUCAAGUAUAAAGGUAAAAGGCAUAGCAUGUUAGUUUAUGGGGUAUAAAACCUUUUACAGGGUUUGAAUGGUAGAUUUUUGCAAUUGAGUUUUCUGUCAGAUUAGAACCAUUGCUCUCUCAUGUCCAUUUUAUUAAAUUGCAGAAGGAUUCUCGAUUAUUGUGUCUCACAUUGGUUCCCUGAGUUUUGGACUGGUGCGGAUCUUUGACUGAUUUGAAUUGCAAUGUUCUAGAUCACGGGUGUGCAACCUUCGGCACUUCAAAUGUUGUGGACUACAUCUGCCCUGAUGCUUUGCCAGCAUUAUGGGAGAUGUAGUCCGCCUCAUCUAGAGUGCUGAAGGUUGCCUACCCCUCUUCUAGAUCAGGCAUAGGCAACCUUCAGCACUCCAGAUGUUUUGGACUACAUCUCCCAGGAUGCUUUUGCCAGCAUUAUGGUGGAUGUAGUCCACAACAUCUGGAGUGCCGAAGGUUGCCUACCCCUGUUCUGGAUCAUGGGUUAAGUUUUAACAGAGGUUGUAAAUAUAUUGGAAGCAGACAUAGAGUGCUGUUGCAUAUCUUGUGGCUCUAAAAGUAAGUUAUAUUUAUAGCAACAAUACGCAACUGUGGACAUAUGUGAUAACUAUACACUUUGGUAUAGUGAUGGGAUGUGCAUGCAUAUUUAAAGAUAGAUUGUAGAAUGGCCUGUGCACCUUACUGUAGCUGGCAUAGGUAUGAUCUGAUAGUUCUUUCUCAGGUUUUUCAGCAGUAGACUCAAGAUCUUGUUGCCUGGCAAAAUCUGAAUAGUCACAUAGCCACUUGUGUUACAUUGUUUUGUUUCAACCCCAUUGUACAAUUCCAUCCUCUGCCCUUUCAGGAAGUGGAGCGGGAGAUCUCCUUCAGAACAGAGUGCGGCCUGUACUAUUCAUACUAUAAGCAGAUGCUCCAUGCCCCGUCAAUCAAACAAGGUAUAAUAUCUGCAAGACGUCGAGCUAUAUUUACUGUGCAGGAAAAUACUAAACCAUUUCCCACUGUUUCACCCUGUGGAGCUGAAAUAUUUUGUUAAUAAUCUCUACGCUGGAUUUUUUUUUUUUUAAAUCUUUCUUUUUAUUGUACGGCAUUAAACAGAUGUACAUAGCAGGGAUACAUUGCAGUGGUGCCAUCUAUCAUGGAAUACAAUUACUUUCCAAUGCUUGACGCAGGACGAGAUAAUUUUUAUUCAGAGGACAAGAACUGUGAUUAUUUCCGAAUGAUAUUGAAUGAAUGGGAACGCUGUGUUCUGUUACAUAGACGAGUUUGCUUACGUUGCAUAUUAUGACAACAGACAUGUUAUUACGUAUCCAUAUAUAUAAAAAAAUAAUUUCUAUUAAAAGAACUGUAUUUUAAGAAGUAGUGAGGCAGGGAGCCAAUCACGCAAACCCUGCCGGGUACAAUUUGAAGAACAUAACAUAUGUUGAGCAUGCAGAAUUGCCUUCUGAAUUCUAAAUUGGGUGGGAUACUCUGUCUUUGGCCAACUGCAUUAAACAAUGGGGGGAGGAAAGGACUUCAAAGUCACAGUGUAAAGUCCAGACCUUGUCUACUGUCCUGCUGUUCUCUCAGUUUAUCCAUUCCAUCAAUGAAGUUGUAGAAAUAAAUAAAAAAAUGCAUGAUGAUGGAAACCAGUCGUAAAUUCCUGAAAAGGUGUUCUUAACAAUUAAUCAAAAGGACCCUGCCACAAUCGGCCAGAUAGUCCAGAAUAAUUUCAAGGCCAGAAAAUGAGUGGGCUCCUGAAUGAAAUCCAUUUGAGCAAAUAACAGAUCGCUGAUGAAUUGACACCCAUCAUAAACAUUCCUAUGUAAAAAAUACCCCCUGUCAUUGUAUACAGUGGCAGGACGUUCUUCUAGAUCUAUUGAAAUUCUUAUUAAACGAGGCAUGGUAGUUGCAACAUGUACAUAAAUGGUGUUAUUUAUUAAACUGGACAUUAUGAAUAAUAAACAAAGGAAAUACAAGAUUUUACCUAUAUAGACAAGUUGAAAUAGCUAAAUUGGACAUUUUUAUUCCAGUUUGUCUCCGUAAUCCUAAAAUGUAGAAUUUCCUUGUCGGUUCUCCAAAAUAGACAUUUUAGUAAAAAAACUAAAAAAGGCGCCACUUUCUCUAUUUGAUCCCUCUGUCCGCAUGAGUGGCUGCCUAAUGUACUGGAGUUUAAUGUCUAACCGGGAUCACUAGACUGAGUUAAGGACGCGGGCCUCUGUGCUACGAAGGCUACAGAUAUGCACAUAGUUAGAUUUGAUUCAUUAACUCCCUGUCUUGUGCUUUGAUUAUUCCGCUGUCAGAUAUUAAGUGCUGUCUUGAAGGGUAGCCCUUUGGUUACAGGGUACAGGGAUUGUAAGUGCGAUGCUGCAUUACAAUGAAAUGCUACAAAACACGGCUCAUAAAUCAGGAACCCUUUGUCUAACUCUAAGCAUUGCAUCUGUGUUUUAUCAUUAACCCUAGGUAUCACUGACUUAAUGUAUGACAAUCGGACAGAAUCCAUGAGAACCAUUAAUAUUCUGGCUCGAAUGAACGUGUACCAAGAAGUUCUCCUAGCUGUACUGUACAGGAGUUUGCCAUUUUGGGUAUGUAGCGUUAGCCUCCUUUUUAUGGUUUUGUUCAUAUUAUUAUUAUUAUUAUUAUUAUUAUUAUUAUUAUUAUUAUUAUUAUUAAUUUAUUUAUAUAUAUAAUUUUUAUUUAUUUAUUUUUAUUUAUUUAUUUUUUUACCUGGGCUCCUCUGGUUCUGGGCAGCCAAUUAUUUCAAAUUAAUGCCAUUAGAAAAUGGGAAUGUUUUGAGCAGUUAAAAUCCCAAACCAUAAAUAGUCUACUGGCUGUGUGAUAAGUUAUUGUCUUCAUAAUCCUCUGUGUUCUACUCCAUUUCUUCUCUUCUCUUGUUCUUGCCCCCCCCCCCCUUUUUUUUCCUUUGGUAUUAAUGUUAUAUUAUAAAACAAAGAAGGAAAGGAUAUCAUUCUCGAGUGAUGAAUCCACAGUGAUUCUGUAUAGUGGUGUUCUGAUAUGUUUUUAAAUAAAUCACAGUUCUACAACUGAAUGAUAAUAGUGGGGCAGUCGUAUAACCAAUGUGAGUUCUAGCCAGUCUCCAAAGUGCUCUGAUUGACAUUAACACCAUGCACCUUCCUCUAGGCUUGUAAGUGUUUGAGUUAAAUACACUCCACUGCAUAUCCACUGCAUAUACAACUUAUACCAAAUGAUUUUGCAGGUACUGUUUCUGAUGUUAAUCAGUUAUUCUGGAAAGCAGAGUUUGGUAUACUGAAGGGAACAGGUGCUGUGAGAUCUAUACUAAACAGAUCAGGACCAAUAAUGAGAGGAUGGGUUCUAGAAGGGAACCGGCUUUGUGAAUAGGAUGUCUGGGAGUGGGGGGUGUUACUGCAGGCAGAGAGCAUGCUGGGUGGAUAUAUGGUGACGGCAUAGUGCGUCCUAGGAUUGAUUUAACAUUAGAAUUAUUUAGAUCAGAGAUGACUCUAUUAUUAAAUAAUGUAGAUAAUGCAUUAAAGUGUGAAAGAACACCUAAAAAUAUAACAUUUCAAAAUAAAUAUUCUGUCAUCUGCCGCAAAUCGUGGGGAUUUGUAACUGCUAUAGUGAUCUCAACCAAGAACUCGGUGUCCUAAAAGAUGUCAGCCAAUCCUAGCACUGCCAUUAUGUUCAUCUCCUAAUCUGUUCUUCUCCCCUCCACACCCCCCCCACACACCCCGAUCUUCUUUUGCUCUAAAUAAGUACAGCAUGCACCCUCACUGAGCCUGGCUUUUACCAUAAUUCUGGCACUUCUCAGACCGGAUAAUAACUGUCUAGUAUGAUGUUACAUUUACUAAGCCAUGACUGCAAAUACAGUUAAUUAGCAUUCAAUGUAACAUGACCCACCUUUGCUGCUGCUUUUUGGUUUUCUCAAUUUCUUUUAUAAACUCCCCUUUCAUGUGGUAUAUUCGUAUUUUGUCUUCAUUAUAGUAAUAUGGUAGCACAUGAUCUUAUAUUUGACAGAUUUACUUUUAUAUAUUUCAAAUUGUUAUAAAAGAUGUACAUCCUUGCUUUCCCUACCAUUUUCUAUUUUAUUUUCCCUGAAACCGUAGUGGCUCAUAAAUAGGUCAUAAUAAAUAAUGGAAUCCAUAGAAUAUCCUAUAAAUAGUCAGCUUGUCAGUCCUGGGCUGCAAUCCUGGGCCCAAGUUAAUUUAAUGGGCACACUGUUACCUAAUAAGAGCUCAGUUUCCUAAAUAUCAACCUUGAACAAUAUAUACUAAGUUGGCAAAUAGAAUCCACCUUACCUCCGUGAAUUAUUUACUGUCUAUAACAAGGCACUUUUUUAUUUUUUCAUGCACCUCCUUAGAAAGCACCAUUUUUUUUUUUUUUUUUUUUUUAUUAUUAUUUUUUUCCUUUUGGUUUUUCUGUAUUUUUGUCAUUUUCUGCCCAGCUGCCUAAAAUUUAUUUAUUUUUAUGGGCUGAAAAAAAUGUAUUUUGCAGACCUAUUUGGAACCGGUUUAUUUCUACAUAUACACGCUUUUUGGACUCCAGACCGUAUAUGUAAUGGCCCUGUACAUUAGCAGCUGGCUGCUCAGCGGUACCUGGGUUUCAGGAGUAUUAGCGGCUUUAUGGUACAUUGUGAACAGGUACGUUUUAAACCGCUGUUAAAUUCCGCAUAAUUAUCUUUGAUUCAUAAAUAAUGGCCCAGUUAUUUCUGUAAAGAUCUGGAUAGAUGCCAUGCGUAUGCAAGAAUGGGGACCGCGCUUACUGUAUAUUUCACAUCUCGAUCUAUAUCCACACAGCAUUAUAUUAAAAAAAAAUCUAUAUAAUUAAGGGCCCCUAAGUCUAAAAAUGUAAUCGAGAUUUGGGGAGAAGAAACCUGGAGUUAAUAAACGGAAACUAUGAUUCGCAGUAUAUAUUACGGUAAUCUAACUUUGACGUAACUGUUUAAUACAGCGCGGUAUAAAAUCUAGAUUUCGAGUUGGUGAAGAACUACAACUCCUAUGAUGCUUUGAUAGAUUUAAGCCUUAAGCAUCCUUGUUUUAAUAAAGUACCCAGUUUGUCUUUAUAUAUGUGCCCACAGACACUAUUGAAAGCUCUACUCUUUUGUUAGGCCACCUGUCUAUAUACCCCAGGUUCAUUUUGACUACAACUCCCAAGAGACUUUGUGUCUGUCUAUGUGAAUGGCAAACGUCAUUCCAACCCUCCCUGACAAUGGGCAGAUGUGAGGCCAUGGGAGUGAAGGGACAAGGCUCCGUACCCUUUAUACAUAUCUUUGACAAAUAUGACCUUGAUAUGAACCAGUACAAGACCAGGGCAAGAUAAUCCCCUUAUCCAGCAGUACUUCUGACUGUUUAUGGUAAAAAGUGAAUUAUAACAUUUUAAUUAUAAAAGUAUUGUCAGACGUGUAAUUGAGUAUAUUCCUCACUAGACCUUAUUUGUAUUGUACAGAAUUGACACUACAAGAGUUGAAUUCACCAUUCCACUGAGAGAAAACUGGGCGCUGCCAUUUUUUGCUCUCCAAAUAGCAGGAAUUACUUGUUUUCUUAGACCGAAUUUAUCAUCUUUUAGGCAGGUAAGACUGAACAGCUAAUGGGUUGAUUUAUGUGAAGCCUGGAAUAUAUGACUAUCUCAAUGUGUAACUACCCCUGUGCUUUAAACCGAGUGGUUGGUUUAUUCUGGUUGACCGCACACUCACAUGACUCUGCUCGGAGCGAUGCCAAGGUGGCAUGGCUGUUAGGGUUUGUAAAUCAAAGCUUUAGCCAAAAACCGAGCACACACCACUCACAGCUAAUAUUUGGCCUUCAGGAAUAGAUGAUUAAAGGUCGUCUACGUUAUCUGAUCAUCUGUAGAGAGGCCAGGACUUGGGUGCUGGAGAAUGACCCAUUUUCUUUUUUUCUUCAGAUCACUAAAACAGUUCCACAGAAAAUGGGGGUUGGCACCCAUUACCUCUUGCACCAUAAACAUUACAAUAAGCUUUAGUGGUUAUGGUGCACAGAGGUCACUAGCUGGAUUAUUAAUCAAACUCCGAGCUGUACAUAAUUAUUAAAAUAGUCACAGUGUGGCUAUUUUAGCCUACAUUUUAUCAUUUGUAUUUUGUUUCAAUACAAUGCAGUUCUGUAAUUUAACCCUGUAGAUUUGUUUGAAACUUUAUUUAAAUCCUCUUGCACUAAAUUCACAUUCUACUUUAUUUCAUCUUUGUUUCAGAGAGUAUCCCUGUUCGUGGUUUUUCUCUCGACGUUCAUAUUCAGUCUUACCUGGCAGUUUAAUCAGUUUAUUCUGCUUAUACAAGCUAUUGGGAUUUUUAUUCUGGACUGCUUGGACCUUGUGCCUUCCUCUAAAGUAAGUGUAGGCUUCGAAUGGCAUCCAUCAUAACUGUAACUGUUUUAGUAUAACUUAAAUUUUGCAACCUUUAUGUGAAGGAAGGGUAGGCAGAGGAAGAUCUUGAUCUUUAUCCGAUGCAAUAGACGUACUGUGUGAAAAUAAAAUUUUUAUAUAUAGAACUUUAUUUAAAAUAUUGUUUUGAUAUGGCUUUGAAAUUAUAUAGAAUGGAGGCUUGAUGAAUGUUGGCUGAUCUGGUGUCCUAAAGAUGGGGGCAACUAGGAAGAAAAGUUUUAACUCAAUACAGCAAUGACUGGAAUAGACACAUUAUGUUCAUAACCCUCAAACUAUAUUCUUCAUAUGUAAUGUUUCAAUGUAUGUAUAAUUUUUGUUUUUUUAUUAUUCAAAUAUGAUACAAGACUUUUUGGUACCUACAAGACCGAAGGUAAAAUUAGGAAUGUAACCAUUGCCCCCUCUAUCUAGAAGGGCUAUGUUUUGGCAGAGUAAAAUAGCCAAAACUCCAGUUUGUAUUAGGUUUAUUCACUUGGCUCAAAGUUGUCUAGUUUACAUUGACUGUAACUUAUGUAAAUUAUUCUGUCUUCUAGGUGACAAAACUAUACAUGACACAGGUCCUUUCACUCUUCCUGGUCUGUGUGCUGCAAUUUUUGAAUACCAUGAUUCUGGGAUCCUUGCUACUUAGCUUCAUUAUGGCUGCAGUUAUAGCAAGGAAAGUGCAGGUAAACAAUCUCAUGGAGUUUAUUUAACAGACCUAACUAUUCAUAGUAUUUCAGAAGGGAUAUUGCAUAGAUAAAAAUACCCUGCCUUGAUAUUAAGGUCAUGCCAUAUUCUGUAGAAUUAUUUUUGUGUUGCUUCGAUGAAGAAUGUUGAGAUUGCUCUGCCAAAUCCAGGGCAGGUAAGAGGUAUGCAGAAACAAACAAACAAUGUUCGGCAGGGAACGGAGCCUGCCUGGGACAUUCAUGGUAAUCUGCUUAAAUAGACAUAUCUCUUCAUGCCAUUGACUUUUCUAUGAAAUGGGAAAAAUCUAAUCUUUUAUUUAUUUAAAUGUUUUUGCUUUGUUGGAAGAACAUCCUUAAGUAGUGUAGUGUUAUUUUUAGUUUGAUUGGCACACAUUUAUUUUCUUUCUUUCAUUCCCCUGUAACUGGCAGUUAUAUGGACACAGAGUAACAUGUGACUUUCCCCCCCUGUAUUCAGAGAGGCCUUAAAACUGGAGAUCUUCUAAGAAGAAUUCUGAAUCUCUGCCUCCAUGGGAUCCUUGUUCUGUUUCUGACCGGCAUCAUAAAUAAGGCGAUUAAGGUAUGUGGACGUUAAAGUUAGAUAUUGGAAGGUCAGCAUACCUUUUACUAUGCUUCCUUCUGUUCUGCACUACAUACGGUGCAACCGUUUAAGAACUCACAUUAUGCUUAAAAAUACAUUUCAUUAAUUACAAAUGCCUUGCAUGUAAUCAAUCGCCAGGUCAGUCCCCUCACAGAGUGUGGAUUUAUGGAAUAUUCCCAGCAUUCCUAUUGAAAAUAGGAGCACCAGGAUUGGCUGUAAUGCUCACAGCAGAAGCUGCAAAUCCAAGGGCUUUGCAGCAAAUAGUAGACCAGCAAAAUUGAGUGUCCUUAUUGCAUAAUCUUCAAAAUGCAUCCAAAAGCAGUUGUCAAGACCCACUUUGAGUUGUGUGUCACUGGGAGAUACUGUUUCUUUUCAAAAAUUUUUACAAAAAAUGGCUUAACUUACUAAUUAAAGGUUAAAAAAAUAUUUUUUUAACUAGACCUGGCUUAUAAAUAUGUGGCAGAUGUAUUUAAACUAAAAAUUGCAGUAUUCCCUCACAUCUCUGCCAGCCCACUCCUAUGAUUUGGUUUUCACAGGCUUAGUGGAACAAUAUUUCAAUAAUAUCUGGAGUUCUGUUCUGUCUCUCCAAUAUGUAUGAUAAUGUCACAUGGAUGCCAUCACUCGUGGGUCCAACUUUAUGGAAUUUUUAAAGGGCAGGUGAUAAAUAUUAUUUUUUGUAACUGUGACUGUAAUUCUGUGCAUUUUCUUUCAUUCUUUGUGAUGUGUUGUUUUCCCAGAAAAUCCUCAAUUUACAAGCAGAUGAACACAUUUUUAAAUUCAUUCAAGCGAAGCUGGGAUUUGGAUCGAGGUAAAUUCCAGUAUUGUUUGUCUUGGAUGUAUAGUGUUUUUUUUUUUUUUUCACACAAUACAUAUGUUUGGGCCCCAGAAUCUUAGAAAAUGACAUUAUUUUGGAAAGUACAAUAUAGAUUUUAAACACAAUAGAAUUUUCUGUGGGUGUAAACCAAAUGAGUGAAUAUGACGGAAUAUGUGGGAUCUAAUUUUUAAUUAAAGAAAUGCAUGGAGACUGGUAGCUAUUGUAAAAAUAAAGAGGCAAGCAAUGGCAGAAUAUUUUAAUAUAUUGGACAGGGGACUUGUGGUAGAACAGGUGGAGUGCAGAUACGUUCCAGAUCAUUACUUCUAAGAUCUCACGUUGCAUGUCACAUCCAUUACUGGAGACCUUAACUUUGAUAGACGCUAAUCAACUAGAGAGAAGCCAAAUACACGUUACUAGACUGGUGUGCCUUAUAAUGAUACAUACCUUGAACAUGGCCAGAUAUGUGAAACACCCAUAGCUCCAAUGCAUUUUAACUUUCUUUAUGUGCCGUCUGAAUGUCUGGAGUACAAAGGCAAGUAGUCCAGUCAUACUAGCAGAAUUUCAAGUAAUCCAGAGAAAUGUCCUCCGUUUCUGUGACAUCAAAGAGCGAAAUACUUGUGAAAGGUGGCGUUAUUUUAAUUCCUCUUCACUAAUUCAUUCCACCCUGUAGUAGAAGCUUGUAUGUCCUGGCAGCAUGAGAAGGAGGAUCUAGAAGGAAAGGGGUCAUCUCAAUAUGGGUGGAGGGGCACUAAUUUUGGAGGUUUUGUCAUACACAAUCCAGCUCUGUUUAGAUUAUAAAAAAAAAAAAAAAAAACUAAAACAGCAGAUGUUGGUGAACUAUAUUUCCUGGUAGGAUCAGCUCGUCUUCCAUACCAAGGAAAUCCCAAAUUGAUCUAGACUGGUCCUAAAGAGUUCCAGGUCCCGUGUCCUAGGUAAUGGAUAGUGGUUAGUUGUAAUGAUAACAUUGUUCAACUGUCAGUAUUCCUACCAGCUCUCACAUGACUGACUUGGUUAACUUGUAAACUAAAGCAACAAUAAUUGUAUCCAUGGUGAUCAAGCAACCUUGUGUCACACAUUGAAUAAUGUUUCUUGUGGAUACUAAGUCCUGCAGCCCAUUAGGCAAAAUGGGCCAAAUCGUAAUAUUCUCUCCAAGCUGCAGAUUAACGUGGAAAAACUCUUCUCUCUCUGUCCUCAGGGAUUUCGAUGCCAGUCUGUAUCUGUGUGAAGAACCGUUCCGCCUGCUUCCUUUUGAUACGUUUCAAAGGCUCUCUGAUACUCUGAUGUUCUACCCUUAUAUUUUUGCUCUCUUCAUCCUUACGAUCACUGCCACAAUUACAGUGUUUCACAACCUCAGGUAACUGGAUCCACCAUUAGUCAUUCAGCUGUCUCGUUGUGAUUAAUGUAUCUGUUCACUUGAAUUACUAACUAGCUCACGGUUUAGAUUUAGUAAGGUCAAGUUCUUGGAAGUACGUGUCACAAACUAGUUUUUUACUGGGUCACAACCCUCAAGCAUGCUGUAUGAUGACUGUAGUGCACGUAGAGCAAAGCUGAUGAUGUGCAUAAGAUUUAGUCAUUGCGUGGUAGGCUUUACACCGAUAUUGCUGUAAGGGAUAAUGACUGUUGCUGAUGUUGGUAAUAUGUUACUGCAGUCACAAUCUCUAUCCAUGUGUUUGCUAGCAAUGAUUACUGGGAGUAACUCUUGGCCUGCCGUCGUGUUGCUGGUAUGUUUAUUGACCUAGUUAAAAAUAUCAGGCCUGUAUGCCCCAACAGUCCCAGGUGCUGCUACCUCUACUCAACAAAUCCAGUUCCCUUUACUCAACAAAUCCAGUUCCCUUUAAAGGUUUUGAAAUGUUAAGGAAAUCUGGUUUAAUAAGACAUAUUUUACUUUUUGAGUAUAAUACACACAAGUAAUAUUUGCAAUAAAACAAUGUUGUAGUGAAAUCCUUAAACCUGGCCGUCCUCCCUGCUGCUAUUUCGGGCAGUAUUGUUUGCGGUUUGUGGAUGUGUCUGUGGAAGAUCCCACACACAGUCUCCCAUGUCAAUAUGUAGAUGCCAUUGGUAUAUGCUGUUUUUGGCAAUAUCACCAGCUGUCAUAAAUAGUUCUGCUUAUUACUGCCACGGUAAGCGGCACCAGAAAGAGAUUUAUUUCCUGAAAAGUAAAUAGCACUGCAUGGAUAUAUCGUAAAGCAUAAAACAAUAUGGGGAUUAUCCACAAAGCACCACAUUUUAGUGAACUGAAAACCAAAUUGUAAAAUGUUAGAUUAAAUUCCCAAGCAGAAUAGCAACUGUGAAUGGAGAAAUGUCUCCAAAUCUGCUAUAUUUUCCAAUGAGUUACAAUUCGCUACCUUUCAGUGUUUAGUAAAUAAACCCUAAUGUCCCAUACUACUUUGUUUGGUUUUUUUUGACACCGUAUGACUAAAAUGAAAGAUCUUCUAAUUUUAUUUCUCUUUUAGCAGUUCAUCAAAUGGGAAACGCAAGGAAAAAAAGACAAAUUAUCUGAAGCCAGAUAUUUCAUACAAUUUGAUGCAUACGCUUCUGUUUGGAUGCUUGGGCCUUAGCACAAUGAGGUAUUAAAACAUUUAUAAUAUAAAUAUUAAAGGGAAACUAUAGUGCUAGAAAAAAGUUGGUUUUUCCUAGAACUAUAGAGCCGACAGGGGGGACCUAAUGCACAUGUGCGAUAAUCGCUUCAGUCACAUUAGGACUUGCCACAUAGGAAAGUACUGUAUAAUGCUUUCCUAUGGGGUUUUAAGUGACGCUGGAUGUCCUCAUACAGGGGGCGAGGACGUCCAGCGUCAGUUAGAUGACUAAAACUCGCCUAACUACCUGGAAGUCCCUCUAGUGUCUGUAUGGUAGACAACCACUAUAGGUGGAGUUAACCCUGCAAGGCAAUUAUUGCAAUUUGUCAACUCUAGCAUGCAAGGUCAUUGAGCAGGGCCCUCAACACCAUCUGUUCCUGUGCGUCCAUUUGUCUGGUUACAAUUCCGUGUCUGUUGGUCCACCCAUUUUACAACGCUACGGAAUUUGCUGGCGCUAUAUAAAUAAUAAUUGCAAUUGCAGGGUAAGGGGCCUGGGACACUGCACCCAGACCACAUCAAUAAGCUGAAGUGGUCUGGGUGCCUAUAGUGUCCUUUUAACAUGGAGUCAUAUGGGUAAUACAGGGUUAAAGGAAUGUCAUGAUUUAUUGUGAAUAAAAGAACAUUUCCUAUUAAUGAUAAGUGUUGUCCUUUCAGGAUGAAGUACCUUUGGACAUCUCAUAUGUGCAGUUUUGCUUCUUUCGGACUCAUUAGUUCAGAAGUUUGGGGACCCGUGUUGAAGUGUUUUAGACUUUACACCCCACAGAGGGUUUGUAUCCUUCAGACAAAAUAUUUCUAUCAGAAGUUAAUCUGCGUUACUCCUGGGUAGCAGUGGUUGUAACAAUGAAUUGUGUAGAACUAUAGCAUAGAGUGACAAGUGGCAGAAUGGCUACUUGCCUAUCUAUUUAGACAUAUUUUAAGAUUUUUUGUUUUUCGUAGAGCUGGAGUGCUGUGAAAGGGGCACCAUAACCAUGUUAUCUCAUUGAAUUGGCUAUAAUGCUUCCUCAUUAAACUGAGCAAAAAAAGGUUGAACUGCUGGGAACUCUCGUAUAGCACUGAAACAUAAACCGUUUAACACUGAAUGGAGAGAUGGCAUCAGGUGGCUUUUUAGACAUUUCUCCCAGCGCUAUAAAAAAAAAAAAAGAAAAGAAAAAUGAUUUCACCAGGUGCAGACAGAGCAGACAAAUUAAGGUUUGAGAGAUCAAGAACCCUGUGCUGAACUUUGAUUCAUUAAACCACAAAUCGUACAGCAAACAUUGUCCACUGUAUUUAUAUAGCUGGUAUUGCUGUGCCAAAUUCGCCAUAUUGAUUGUGUGUCCAUUUCUGUUAACCCCUGCAGUCCUUUAUCCUAGAAACAGGACAUUUAUGGAAAAGAAACUAAAUAUCAGGAUUCUGCAGAGAUACAUGGGAACAUUCAACACUAGAUUAAACAGCUAGCCAUGCUCCCACCCAGACCAGCAAUAAUGAGGGUUUCUAAAAGUGAUAGAAAUGGAGUAGAGAACACUGACCGUUGGCUUUAAUCUAUCAGUAUAUUUAAUUAAUUAUCCCACAGUCUGUAACGAAAUCUAAUGAUUAGUUACUGCAUUUGGAAAGAACUUCGGAUAACGCAAUAGAACAGUAAAGGAGAGCAGGGCUGGCCAAAUGGUAGAUAUCUAAAUGUUGUAGCGCUACAGUUGCCAUGGUUCUUUCACAGCUUUUACAAUGGCAUUCCAUCAUGGAAGUUACAGAUUUACAACAUGUGUGGAUCUACCAUUCGCCCUCUCCCCUACAUUGGAUGCUCUGCAUUCUUCUAUAACCUGUAAUGAGGCAAAAUGUGAUACUUUGUUGAACUAAUUUACAUAUGCCCACCCAGAAUCCUUUGCAGUAGUAACGUCACUGCAAAUUUGUGAUUUCUGUGGGAAAAGCAAGUCUUAAAGCUUGACUGGUGGGCAGAUCUUUGUAUGUAUUUCCAAAAUUGGUCACUAGAUGGCAGCAUCACUGCUCUACAUUUAAGACCACCGUUUUUUGAUGCAUCAAAAUAUAUUCAUGAGUAAGACAUGUUAGGAUAGAUUAAACAUGCAGAAAAUAUAUUUUAUACAGUCAGGCUCAUUUUUAUAUAAAGUGACCUACUAUUGUGUGAUAUUAGAGUCUUACUGUGUCUCGGGUUUGAUCAUUUGUAGCCCUAAGUAUUUGAUAAAUUUACCUGUCUCAAGAGUCAAACACUGGGGACAUGGAACCCUGCCUAGCAAGGGGAGAGCCACGGGCCUUGGAUUUCUUUAGAUUGCACUGCCAGGAGAUUCUCUCGCACUGCUGCCAUUGACCCAUCAGCAGAGCGUGAAUGGAACAUCUUUAAUGGAGAUAUCUCUCUAUUUAACUAUAUACACCUGCGCUGGACUAGUACUCUAGUUACCGCAUGGCGCCUGUGUGGAUAGAUGUGCGCGUGCUUUUGUUUACAUAUUCACAUAUAUUUCUAAUAUUGCAAAUUUAAGAGUUCAUUUUACUUGGAGGGAAUUAUUUAGAUUUGUGUAAUAGAAUUGUUAGUAUGUAUGUAUGUAGGUAUUUAAAUAACUUGCUAUUUUUUUUUCUUUUCCAGACAAAUGUGAUUAGAUAUUGUGUGUCCAUCAUGCUAAUAAUAUAUUUAAUAUUUAAGGUGGGUAAUGUGCCCUUAUGGUAAUUGACAAUCCUGUUUUUAAUAGUUUGUAUAAUUAAUUUUUUAGAUAGAACUGCUGCAGAUGACAAUGUUACUUUGACAGCCGAUCACAGGUGACAAUGUUACUGUGACAGCCAAUCACAGGUGACAAUGUUACUUUGACAGCCAAUCACAGGUGACAGUGUUACUUUGAAAGCCGAUCACAGGUGACAAUGUUACUUUGACAGCCAAUCACAGGUGACAGUGUUACUUUGAAAGCCGAUCACAGGUGACAAUGUUACUGUGACAGACGAUCACAGGUGACAAUGUUACUGUGACAGCCGAUCACAGGUGACAAUGUUACUGUGACAGCCGAUCACAGGUGACAAUGUUACUGUGACAGCCGAUCACAGGUGACAAUGUUACUGUGACAGCCGAUCACAGGUGACAAUGUUACUGUGACAGCCGAUCACAGGUGACAAUGUUACUGUGACAGCUGAUCACAGGUGACAAUGUUACUGUGACAGCCGAUCACAGGUGACCGUGUUACUGUGAAAGCCGAUCACAGGUGACCGUGUUACUUUGACAGCCGAUCACAGGUGACAAUGUUACUGUGACAGCUGAUCACAGGUGACAGUGUUACUGUGACAGCCGAUCACAGGUGACAAUGUUGGCCUAUUCAGAAAAUGAAACUCUAUUUUUGUUUUUUCUAGUUUUGGCCUCGGCUAUCGGAGGAGCUUUCUGAACUGAGAGAAUUCCAUGAUCCGGAUACUGUGCAGUUAAUGAGCUGGAUCAAGUAAGCAAGUUUUAAUUAUUUUGCAGUUGUCUUUUUCAAAAUGUGGGUUUUACAUGAACUAUAAAGAACACUAACCCCUCUCACCCCCCACCCCAAACAUACACAAGACAUUUAAACCAUACGAUGCUUAGGUCACAAAAUAUUUUGUGUAAGAGUUUGUAUUUUUGUAAGAGUUUGUAUUUAGGAAACGUUUGUGCACAUUAAAAUUGUGCUUUAAUAACCGGGUUAUUAACUAAAGUGAGGAUUCAAAGUGAUUAUCCCACCCUGACUUCACCCGGCACUCGUGUGGACAAAUCACUGGCUUCUCAUGGCGAAGCCCGUGAUUGGACCACUUCGCCAGAUCACAUGUGCGUGCUCCGGGUAGGAAGAGGGAGGAUUUCUCCCAAGUUUUUGAACUGCAGUAGGCAGCACCCACAGAGAGAGGGAAGAGCUGGCUUCCCCUUGCCGGUGCUCUUGUUAAAUUUGUUGGACGAGUGCUGUGCUCAUUAUUUUAUGCACAGAAUGUAUAUGCAGAAACACUACCACCAUGACGACUUCAAAUCACUGUGGUCAUGGUGGUUGGAGUAACACUUUAAUUAUACUUAUUAUGUGAAUAUAGCAGAGACAUACAAGUUGCAUAGUCGUAUUUUUAUUUUUUCGAUUUAGCUCAUUUGUAUUGUUCAGUUUAGCUAUUAUUUUUCAUGAUGCUGGCGUACAAGUUAAGAUGAGAAGUUGGGCUGUCACAUUGCAUGUACCGAUCUAUUUCCUCCCAUAAGCCUAGACACUGGCUCGUGGCUCACUAAACCUUUGCAGUGGGUGACUGCAUGUAUCUGCUUGUAUACCCUGGGCAAUAAAACACCAGUCACAUAAUUUCUUUAAAUCUAUUUUUUAGUGAUCUAAAAAGCACAAUGUACAGGUUAAACGUAGUUACAAUGUAGUCUGAAAAUGACUUUGCUAUCCUCCAUUUUUGUUGAUGAAAUCUCUAACUGUAUAAUUUAAAAAGGAAAAAAAAAAAAACAACCUCUCUGUAAUAAUAAAUAAAUCUGAGCUUUUUUCUCCUUCAUUUGGUUUCCGAUGCGUAUUAAUUAUUACCCAAAUCUAGCUCUUAGUCAUCCAUAUUAUUGACUUUUUAUUGUCUGAUAAACGUUCAAUGCUUGGCAUAGUACAACGUUAUGUGUGCAUUAAAGCAUUUUAAUAUUUUAUGUAUCUGAUCUCAUGAGAGUAGUCAUUGGCUUGUUUUAUCUCUACGCAACCCAUAUAAAACUGAAAAUAUCUCAGUCUUUCUGGAGAAAUACAAAACAAACAUUAUUAAGUCAUCCAUGUGUUUGCGCUGGCGAUUGGAUGUGAGGUUAAUUACGGAGAUUUGUCUUUGGAAUGUGCUGCAUUGUCAGUGAUUAAUAACAUCCAUAACAAAUGUAUAUAUUUUAUAGGAGCUCCACUUCAAAUUGAUUUUUUUUUUUUUUAUAUCUUUAUUUUUUUUUUAUUAGAUUCACUUAUUUAUUCUAACUAUAUUCCACUCACUCAGUAUGAUGACUUGAAUGGUUAAUCCAAAGGGAUUAAUUUACAAAUAAACAUAAACUGGUGAUUCUGGAAAAGUGACAGUGUAAAUGUAAAGUUUAGGCCAAUAUAGCAAAAUUGGGCGCAUUUUCUUUUUCCUGUUUUGCUGUUCCUGGUUUGUUUGUUUUUUGGAGUAUUUGUUAUUUCUUUUUUUUUUUUUUUUUUUUUCCUGCAAAGAGUUUGUAGAAUUUUAAUGAUGGAAACCAAAAAUCCAAAAUGACACCAACGCACAUACAAGUCUGGCUAUUCAAUACCCUUUUGUGAUAUAAAUAUAAUUAUUUAUUUAAAUUGUUAGUUAUAUUCACUUCGUUAUGAUUGGACUUAAUGAUAUUGCCAUGACUGAUUAUAUAUUCAUUGCCUAAGAAAUAUCAAACAUUAAAAUGAAUUCUAUAUUCUAUUGCUUUGGUAAAUUAUAAAUUAAAUACUUUACCUCCUCUCCAGCACUGUCACUUCUGCCAUGAUUCAGAGUUUGUUGGUAUAACGCUAUUAUAACAGCCAGCCUCUAUUUUAUCUCUUCUAACAUACAGACCGAUGCACUGGAUUCAUUGCCUGUGCAUCAUUCUCCGAACAUGUCUGAUGGGGAAUAAUGUGAUCUUCAGUCGGGUCACAGCGUACAUGCAAUGCUGUCAUUCGAAUGUAUGCCUGUAUUUUUUAUUAUUGUAUAUCCACUAGCAAUUCUACUAUCACAAUGUAUAGAUGAAAUGUUAUAUACAAUUUCAGUUGCUGUGCUUUGGAGCACUGAAUGCCUAGUGUGCCACUGCAAACUGUGCCAUUGGGGGCACUAAGACCUAGUGGGGGAGGAGGUAAUAAAUCUCUCCCUCUGCCACCCACUGUUUACAGAAUAGGCACCCAGGGUGCCUUUUAACCCCUUAAGGACAUGUGACUUGUCAUGAUUCCCUUUUAUUCCAGAAGUUUGGUCCUUAAGGGGUUAAUAACCAGCAUUUAGAUGGCAGGUGGUAUCCCCAGGCUCUUCCUGCCGAAGGAUUGGAAGGCAGAGCUGACCAGUACUGAGGGGGUAAAUCCUCUAGGCAGUAUUGUGCAGCUUACCUCACAGUAUACUAGCUGGGUGAGGAGAGACCAGACCCUGCAUUAUUAUGGGGGGCUUGCUGUGGAUUACCAUUACCCAGAGAAGGGGCUUUGCCAACCUCAACACAUUGAGUACAUUAUGACUGCAAAAACGACAAUUUAAGGGGACGGGGCCUGACCGCCAACCGAGCAGGACACACAUAUUAAAAUAUAUCUAUUUGUUUUAUUGGGGAACUUAUGUAUUAAUAUAGAUGGCCAUCUACAUCAGCAGACAUUUAAUUUUAGAUAAGGGUGUGUGUGAAAAUAUACUAAUCAAUAUUACAAAUUUAAGCACUUCAAAGAGGGAAGCAACAGUAAUCCUAAAAAAAUGUUUUUAAAAAAAAAUGUCAUAAGACACUGUAACACAGUUUGACGGAGCUCCUGUACUCCAACAGCGUACCUCCACUUUCUAGUUGCUGGCCGGGACCAUGGAGCACUCUUUAAUCUCAGUUGCUGAUGCUCAACUGGGGUCUUUCUGAAGCUUUUCCAGCCAACCAGGCUGCAGCUCUCCUUCCAAGCAGGUAUCGUCACCUCUGCAGCCCUUCUUCCAGGCAGGUAUCGUCACCUCUGCAGCCCUUCUUCCAGGCAGGUAUUGUCCCCUCUGCCUAUACCUCUGCAGCCCUUCUACCAGGCGGGUAUCGUCCCCUCUGCCUACACCUCUGCAGCCCUUCUCCCAGGCGGGUAUCGUCCCCUCUGCCUACACCUCUGCAGCCUUUCUUCCAGGCGGGUAUCGUCCCCUCUGCCUACACCUCUGCAGCCUUUCUUCCAGGCGGGUAUCGUCCCUUCUGCCUACACCUCUGCAGCCUUUCUUCCAGUCAGGUAUCGUCCCCUCUGCCUACACCUCUGCAGCCCUUCUUCCAGACGGGUAUUGUCUCCCCUGCCUACACCUCUGCAGCCCUUCUUCCAGGCGGGUAUCGUCCCCUCUGCAGCCCUUCUUCCAGGCGGGUAUCGUCCCCUCUGCCUACACCUCUGCAGCCCUUCUUCAAGGCUGGUAUCGUCCCCUCUGCAGCCCUUCUUCCAGGCGGGUAUUGUCCCCUCUGCAGCCCUUCUUCCAGGCGGGUAUCAUCCCCUCUGCCUAUACCUCUGCAGCCCUUCUUCCAGGCGGGUAUUCACCUCUGCCUGCAAUGUGAUUACUCUUGUCAUUACAAAGGCACUUGUGGCUGUCAGGCAUAGCUCUCUUUGAUUUGUCCCCAAGGCUAGAGGAAACAUGCAUCCAACCUACAGGUACAACAACUCUGUGACUGGGAUCUCUAUAAAUCCACACAGGGCACACAUUUCCAAAAGGAAAACUAAUACACAGCUUUAUUUUUACUUGGGACUAGCCCAUAUACUUAUUACAUCUAGAUUGUGGUGACAAACUUAAAUACAAAUAACCAAAACAUGUCAGACAACAUACAGGGAAUCAUAAUAACAUUAUUAAUAAAGGAUUGGGGAAGACUAUAUUUAACACACGAUAUCUCUUCUGCCUGUAGAAUUUAUAAUCUGCAAAUCAACCUGAAUAUGCAAAUUACAAGCCUUGCUAUUCAGGUAGUGCAUAUAGCUGGUGCUACCAAGAGAUGGCACUAUACAGGCUCCAUAGCCAAAUACACUUACUUGGUAACAAGCAUCAGCAGGACAGGAGAGCACACAUUUAACCACAACCAUAUUAUACACACCCUGCACCUGUAAUGGACACAUGGUGACUAAAACAUAAGAACAAAUCAGUGAAGUGUCCUUCUGCUCCCCGUGAUGGUGACUAGCCUCACACACUGUAUCAUAACACACUGUUGUUGUUGUGGUUUUUUUUUUUUUCUUGUACAAGUAGGCACUUACAAUUAUUUUUAUUUUCUAAUGUUAACUUUUUUAUUUAUUUAUUUUUUUUUAAAGACUGUCAUGAAAGUUCUCUUUUAAAAAUAAAUUUUAAUAUUUUUACAUUUAUUUUAAGGUCUAACACUCCAAGGAAUGCAGUGUUUGCAGGAAGCAUGCAGCUUCUGGCUGGGGUCAAGCUGUGCACAGGGAGAAUUCUAACCAAUCACCCCCAUUAUGAAGACAAGAGUCUCCGCGAUCGGACAAAGCAGGUGAGGUCACAGAGAGAGCCAUCUGUUUCACAGCACUCUCCAUCAGAGGCUCAUUGUAGUGAAUCCUCAAUUAAUACAGCACUUAUGAAGCAAUGCAACCUAUUACUACAGAGCAACAGUGGAGCUAGCUAACUAACUCGUCUAGGUCUGUCAGAAAAGCAAAAUGUCCGCUCCCAGUAACUCUGAUCUGCAUAUUGUUGAAGGGUGUUAGACUGCAAAGGGACAGAUGGAUUUAUAAUCCACACGCGAUAUUAUAAUAUGUCUAUUUCAAAGCCGGUGGGCUGGUUCCUGCAGGUCUGGCUGCAGACAGAUGGCACUAACGUUACAUUAAUUCUGUUAUCUGAUGUCUCAGGUGUACCAGAUCUAUGCAAAGAGAUCCCCCGAAGAGGUUCACAGUAUACUAAGGUCGUUCAGAACGGAUUAUAUGAUUCUGGAGGACAGUAUAUGUUAUGAAAGGCGCCAUGGGCGGGGCUGUCGUUUACGGGACCUACUCGAUGUCGACAAUGGACAUGUAAGAACAAUACAGAAAAUAUUGAAUGCCUCUAUAUUGUAAAUUGACACCUUCACUUUCUGGCUGUAGAUAAUAUAUUGGCUGUGUGUAGUAUGAAUGAAGACUGAAAGAUGGAUAUAUAUAUAUCCCCAAACAAACUGUCAAAGGUCCUUUUUAUAGGUAACCCCAAAAGACUAGUGUAGGUUUUCUUUAUACCCAAUGACCAGUGUCAAAGGUCCUCUUAUGACUAUAACGGAAGAAGCAGAACCAUCUACUUUUGCUGCCACUUAAAGGGCACAUUGGGUUAAUUGAAGUAAUAGUAGUGGCUUAGCAAGAUAACAUUUAUAUUUUUAGGUAACCUCCAGUCCUUCUAAAUGUAUCCCUUUUCCCCCUCGCCUAUGCUUACUUACACUAUGGGUGAGACGGUCUUUGGUCGCUGAUUUUUUAUUUUUUUUCUCCAAAUCUCUUUACAGAUCAUGGAUGGACCUGGUGACAAUGAUCCUGAUUUAAAGCCAUCCCCGUCUCCUCGUUUCUGCGAUGAGAUAAAGAGAGACAACCCAUCCUAUACCAAUUACUUCACCAGGGUCUUUAAAAACAAAACCUUCCAUGUCUACAGACUGGCAAAAAAGUCUAGCGGUAAAUAG
Molecule: messenger RNA, 46905 nt
Organism: Pelobates cultripes (western spadefoot toad)
Lineage: Eukaryota; Metazoa; Chordata; Amphibia; Anura; Pelobatidae
Source: the annotation of a GenBank genome assembly